Messenger RNA from Pelobates cultripes (western spadefoot toad), 65950 nucleotides. Lineage: Eukaryota; Metazoa; Chordata; Amphibia; Anura; Pelobatidae. The record is from the annotation of a GenBank genome assembly.
CACUUUAUGAGCCCCUCAGCACAUUCCAGACUUUUGUGUCCCUUCUUACCACUGUUCUUGUUGCAAAUAAUCUGCAAACAGAGUUGGGAAGCAAUCCUUAACGACCGUGUUGGUUCAUCUAGUCUGGUCCCUGGUUUUCCCCUCCAUGCUAUUGCUGAAGGUAAGCAACCUGAUGUAAUACACCUGUCCUCUCUUGGGUCUUAACCAGGUUGUGAAUUUGUGAACUAAAUCUUACAAGGGCGACAUUGAUAUACAUCUAAAUUAAAUCAUGUUGUCUAUUAGCCAUAUCAAAAAAGGAGAAAUGCAAAUGUAUUGUUGUAUAAACGUUAUCUAGUUCUUGUUCAAAUAUAUUUUUAUUGAGCUAUGUUUUUCUAUAUACCCGAUUUCGAUAAUUAGGUACACAAAGGCUACAAAGCAUUCUUUAAAAAAAAAUAUAUUUAUUCAAAUUACAGGGGCCUGUGAACAGUGUUUAUAGUUUAUUCACCUAGCGUGGUUUAACUGAGUGGAACUUAUGUAUUGAAAUAGGCAGAUAUUGCAUAAUUGUGUUUAUUCUGCAUGUUUUUAACACAGUCUAAAUUCCAGAAGAGCAGUACACACUUCUUAGAUGGAAUACAGAAAGUUAAGUUGUAGAAUCGCCCUCCUCUGUGUUCUGACCUUGGGGUUUAUAUCUUCUAAUUCAACUUUAUUUUUUUCCCCUUUGCUGAUUUCUAUUGUCCAACCUUCAUCAUACGCAACAUUUUUACUGCCUGUUAGUCAGGUGUAUCAUUGCUCUGUGCUUUGUUUCCUCUGGGUCUUGGCGUGCGAGUGUCUUUAAUUAGUUCCCUGCUGGACUUUAUUAUCAUCGAAUUUUGCCCCCCUCUCGUUCUUUGUUUUGGUAUAUCUCCGUUUCUGUGUUCUGGUCUCCAUCCCGUAGAGACUUUAGAUAAGCUGUGUGUUUAGAAUUCCUAUGGGAGGGGACAAAUCUGUUUGGAGCUGUUUCUAUGCAAUCCAUUGCGUUCUGACCUCUUGCCUUUUUUAUAAUUGCUGGCUCUCUGUUAAUUCUUUUUUGAAACAUCACUGUUGUAUGUACCUGCAGGGUAUCUCAUUUUGUAAAAGCAGAGAAAAACCCUGCUUAUACCUUACUUAAACUGUUUAGCCUCCACGGUACCCUGAAACAUGUUGCUUUGGAUGUAAACAAUUAAAAAAAAAUUUUUUUCAUCGCUUACAUGUUCCCUGGCAUCUUACGGAUGUUAGAAAAUGUUGGGGUUUUUUGGGGUUUUUUUCUCAUGUGAUACUGGGUAUCACAAAUAUUGUCUCUGCUGGUUGCUACGCCCUCUGUCCAGUUAUUUACCAUUCUUGGGCACCCCGCUGAGACACAGAAAAGAUUGCAGCUUCCAGCACAAACUGCACUCUUGUCAGUGAAAGGGGCAAAGGCUAGGGAGGUUCGUACUGCCUCUGCCCUUGGUACAUCUAUAUUAUGGAUGAAGCAACCGCAUGUAAAUCCGAUGCGCGCAGUAGGGAGUGCAGAUGAAGUGGGGGGAGGUUUUGCGCUGCCAGCUAUGUACCUGCUCUGUGUGUAAAUGCAGUAGUUGACAGAGGAAUGGAUUUAGAAGACAAAGAACUGAGGGCACUUCAAGGUCACGAGAACAUGUAAAGUGCAGAAUAUGUAAUGAGCCCUUAUUUACGUAUAGCAUGGGCAUAGAAAAUUAAGAACAGUUUUGGCAAUUUUGAUUUAUAAUUGAUUUUAAUGUAUUUUCAUACAGUCAAAGACCGUAAAAGCAGUUUAAGUGUGCAUUGGUGUGUUGCCUUAAAAAAAUUGGAAACUUUUCUGUUUGGCAUAUGUCUGUAAAUAUUUUCGAAGAAGAUGAUGGUCUUUCAUUAAUGUGAGUGGUUUUAUUUUUUGGGGGUUUUUUUUUUGUGUCCCUCUAUCUUGGAACACUAACUUUCUGGUGCACUCAUAAGAGCAGCAGUUCUAUUAUUCUGUGUAGGAUGUGGCUAAAUCCCUUUGUGCCAUGCCUGUGUGGGUGUUGGCGGGUCAAAGGUUAAUCACACUCUAAUGCCAAGCCAUAAAGCCUGUGUCUUGGCACAGCUGUGAGAAAUGACAGAUUCUCCCUCUAUAUCCAGCUCUGCCCUUUUUCCUUCCCAGGUGCUACUCCCUCCUCCCUUUACCCUUUUUUUCCCCCCUCUCCUCCUUUACACCGCACCCCUCGUUCCCUCCCUAACUCUUACCAAAUCUUUAUUUUGGUCUGAUGCUCCCAUUCAGGUGCUUUGGAAUAUUUCCUUUGGUUUGUUGUUUUUUACCUAAUGUUUACCAAGUAUUCCCUGCUUCUUCACUGUGAUUCCUCUGUUAACAAUCAGGUAUUUUCAGCAAUGUCCUUCUUUUAAAUUUCUCCUCCCUCAUACCUCUGGCUGUAUUGACCCUCCCUCUAUCCUUAUUCUUAUUUGCCAUUAGUAGCCCUCCCUCUGAUUCCCUCUCUUCUCUCCCCCCUCUCUCCUUCUCCCUCCUCCCAUCUCAGUCUCUUUCUCUCUUGGUUUUAAUUCUCACUCCAACAGAAUGGAAAGUAUAUCUGUCAGCUUCUGCCACUCUGGGAGUCAACCAUAUACAGACUCACAAUUGCACGUUUGCCAUGCAAACAUAGCUACAUAAACAGACACACAGUGCCACUGACACAAACUGUGUUGAUUGUUUCCCUUGCCACCCUCUGAUGUCCGUUCCGGUACAAGGCUGCUUCUCCAAGAACUGCACAGAAGAUCAGAGACAUGUCUGGAAAGUUGGGUCCUUAACCAUCGUUAGGCUCUCUUCGCUGAUUGGAGGUACUGACCCCCACCUUCUUCUGCUUAUCGUUUUCUCUUGCACGCUUACCUACACAACUUGUCUGAUAACUAGAUAUACUGACCUCUAAAUGAUCCCCAUUGGUGUUUGAGUGACAGUUCCCCACCAUGUCCAGGAAGUUGAACGGACACCUUCCUUAUGAUCUGGUAUCUAAUAUAUUUAUUACAAGUUUAUAAAAUUGUAUCAGCUGUUUGGGGAGCUGUACUUUAUUUUUUUUAUUUAUUUUUUUUUGCUUUUGCAUAUCCUACUUUGCUUGUGCAGGUAUAGCGUUUGUAUCCGUUUAAUUCCAUAUAAACAAAAACUAUCCAACUCUCCACAUCCGACAAAUGUAUUCUUCUUAGUCUGCAUAAUAUGUAUUUUUCAAAUCCAUUUUUAUAUGCCCCCCUUUUUCUUUGGUCCCCCCCCAAUCAUUUUAAUUCACUUAUCUGUUUAAAUAGCCUUGCUGGUCUGAAAAUGAACCUAAAAUGUUGUGGCUGGAUGUAUGUGCUGAAAAUGAAAUGUUCUGUGUACUUUUAUUAGUGUGUAAGAUGUUACUUUGUUAUAAUAACUGCAUUUGCAGUUCAUUUUUUUUUUCACUCCCCCCGCCCCCAUCCCCACACAUACAGCUAUCACAUUACUAGAACAUUAUUGGAUCCUAUAAGUUUGUUUCUAUCACACCCCACCACUUACCCAGAAUUUGGGUUAUAUAUAGCCUUGCCAGGCAGGUUUGUUUUGUGUUGACCAGGUACUUUUUUUAGAAUUCUUGUUUGGGACGUUGUGGUUUUUAUUUUUUUGUCUACCACACACACACAAACACACACACCCUAUUGAACGUAUAAUUCAUCCUCUUGUCCUCCUUUCACCUUUCUGUACGUCUAAGUACAUUACUACAGUCUUUCCUGCUUUUUCUUAUUUUUGAUCUUUUCUGUUUUUAUUUUUUUUCUGGUCUUUCUUUGUUCCUUUUUCUUAAACAUUUGAGUCAUUGGUUUCCCCUCUGGCAGCCACUAACACACCUUUCUUUUCUCUUUGUUUCAUCCUUCCAUUGAUAUGCAAUUCCUCCGCAUCUCUCACUUUUUGCCCCAUCCCCCUUUUAUACAUUCUUUUCUUUUCACUUUUUCCUCCAUUCUAUCCAGCACGCACUCCCUUGCAUCCCUCCCUCCUCUCCUCUAGUUUAAGUUUGGAUGACACAAGGAGGUGAAGCACAAAACUGAACCCUAUCUCGUGCUUGGUACUGGGUGCCCCGGGUCUGAGAGGUGUUGGUUUGUGUGUCAUUACAUGGAAAACACAAAGCAAGUAGUUUAAAAUGCUGAUUAUCUGGCUAGAAACUCUGUUUUCCAACAUAGGUGACUGGGGAUGCUUAACCAUUGCAUCACCAGGGCACGAGCAUUUCCCCAUCAGGUUGUUUUGAAGAAUUAAUAAUCAUAAUUAAUAAUGUUUGAGUUACAUUGCAGUGAAAGGCAGUAAUUAUUGGGAUAGAUAUUUUCUGCUUGAUGUUGAUUUUCCUUUUAUGGAGAGAGAACAUUUGUGUUUUGCUGUAUAAACAAAGCAAUCAUAGAUUUUUCAAAAAAAGGAAAAACUGUAUAAGGCAGUCUUUUGUUUUUUUUGUUUUUUUUAAAGUUCGCCUAUGGCCAACAUAUUUCUUUAUUCAUUCUUCUCAGUUUUAUUUUUCUAAGUCUAGCUUCCGAGUCAAGAAAAGUUUUGACAUACUUCAAUAGCUAAUCUCAGUUGAAAUGUAACACGUUCAUUACCUUUGUGCACCAUUUGCAGUGUUGCCAUGACAACUGCAGCAUCUUUGAAAUGUGCAGGUAUAGAUGCAAUCAUUUUUACUGCAAAAAUUACUUUAUAGAAAAUAAACACUAAAAAAAGGUCAUAGAAUGUUUUAUAAUGGUAAGUCUACUUAAUUCUAUCGGAGACAUGAUCUCUACUGCUUAUAAGUCAUGCCAGUCAAGCCAGAGUUAUUCACUAAACGAUGAAGUGACCUGAAAUUUGAAUAGAAAAAUGUAGACCUUAAUAGCUGAUCUAGAUAAUUUAUCCAACUUGGCUAUAGUCAUAGCUUGCCGGUUUUAGCCCUGAUUUUACCAUUUGAUUUUUAACUUGCUAUAAUUUGCAGUUUAGUUAAUAAAACCCAUAGUAUAAAAAUAAAGAGCAAUUUUCUUUUUUUUUUUUUUUUUUUUUAACAUAAAAAAAUUUUUUAAGAAAAUAAAUAAAUUUUACUAUAUAAAUGAUUGCCUCCAUUUAAAUUGCUCUCGUUGUUUUUUUUCCAAUGUCUAAUUUUAUAAUUCUGAGAUUUCAUGACCUUUACAACUUAAUCCUCCUCUUUAGGAAAGGAAAUCAUUUUUUUUUUUUUUUUUUAAAGAAUUUUCAUAUCCCAAUUUACAAAAAAGCACAUUUCCUAUAAGAGAAAUGACUACUGUUAAAACUAAAAAUAUAUUGUCACUCCCUCACAUUUCCUUUUGGAGGACACUCUGUUAUAGAAACUUCCUUUUUACCGCAGUAUUCUCUCACGCUCCUUUUCCUUGCUCAGUAAUCCCUUGAAAGCUGGAGCUUGUAAGGUACAAUUGUUCCUGCACAAAGUGCAUUUGCAUCCUAAUUUCACUCUGAUCCUAAAUGCCUACGCCGCUUCCUGGUCAUUUAUGCUAUGUAGCUUUGUGCAUCUUGCAGUCAUUUCAAGCUUACAUUUUCAAACCAAUUACUCUCAGCUCGUCCAUUCUCCGAUGGAAAAUGGCUUAUUUAUUGAUAAAAUGCCUAAACCAUAUAUAAGAAUGCUGAAGAAAGUAGAUGUGUGGGUAAUUCUAUAAAGUCAACCAUGGUUUUAUGGGCAUGAAUCUAAUCCUCUAUAUUCCUGAGAUGUGCGAUUAAAAUGAACCACAGUGGCUGAGACGCAGUACUUCUAAAUGUAACUCACUUGAAUACUGUAAAAUAAGCCAAUUAAAGAAACAAAUUAUUUCCUCUUCUCAGUGUCUGGGGGAUAGAAGUGGCGUUGUUUUCCUGACGAUUUGACUAAUAUCUGCAUCAUCUUCCUUUUUUAAUAAAAGAGAGACAAAAAAAGAGAUUUCCUGUGAGGUUACAACACCGGAGUGACAGUUUAGAGAAACGCAGUAUAAAAUCAGUGCUUUUGUUUAGUGGGUGGCACGGUUAAUGUUUUAAAACAAAUUAACCAAACUCAUUUUAUUUUCUCCUGUUAGACAUUUCGUUUGUUUUUGUUGUGGUUUGGGAUUUCAGAGCCUCAAAGAAACUCACAGGUUAUUAAUGCUGCUGUCAUACAAUUGGAAGAAAAGUUUAAUCUUGAUUUUCUGCUGAAAAGAGUGAUUUGGUCGGAUUGCUACAUUAUGUUCUCCCCCCUUAUUGUGUGUGUUCUGAUUGAGCGAUGGUGCAGUUACCGUGGGAAUCACCGUGUUUGAAUCUUCUCUUGUCCCUUUUCCCUAUGUUACAGGGUGGUUUCACUAUGCUGAUAUCAGUGCUGCCUUUACUUCUCCUGCUUCUGCUCACCCUUCCCCUGAAUGGAUGGACUUCCAGACCCCCCCGGGUUUACCUGUCCUACAGAGGUAAGUUCCUACUAAUCUCUUACCACAAAGCUUUAAUUACAAAUAAUAAUUGCCUGGCGGAUGUAUGCUUUAUAUAUUCGGAUGUAUGCUUUACAAUAGCAAUUUGUGAUGUUUCCAUUUUUUCCAAAAGCGUGUAACUAAUUGUGUUGUCAUGAGACCUUUGAACAUUAGCCUUCAGUAAAAGUCAUUCCUAAGAUGAUCACAUAUUAAGGUAAUAGUUUAGUUCCAAAUCUAAUCAUUAUGGAUAUUAAACAUUCAAAAUUUUUAAGAUAUACUCUGUUGAAUUCACCUGUAUUCAAGCAGUGAUUUCAACUACAAAAUAGAAGAAAAACAAAUAUAUGGAUGUUUGAGUACCAUGAAAUCUGUGAGCUUGUUGAGAAAUCAGUUUGGUGUUUUGUGGCCCUCAGACAAUGUCUUCAGAGUUUAAACUAAGAGUCUCUGAUAUGUGGGGUAUAUGUAAUGUUGUCUUUUCUCAGCAUAGCUCAGGAAUGCUUUGUUCCAGAAGCUCUGAGUUAGAUUCCACAAUGCUCAUUAUUGCAUGUUAUAAAAUAUGUCCCUGUGCUUGCUUGUGACCUGUUUUACUUAAGGGUCACUAAGGGGAAGAGAUUAGUUUGUGUUUUUUUUGUGUGUGUAUUUGACCUUUAACCCUAAAAGGUCGCAUAAGGGUGACAAUUGUCUUCUAAAGUUACAUCCUAAUGGAAUUUUUUUGGGAGAAUUAUUGGCAGAGGUGUGAUAUAUUUACAUUAUUAACGGCUGGUGAACAAAGGAGGCUGUUUAACACCUAUCCUUCCAUAAACAAGCGCAUGCACUAGGAAAACACACCUUCAUUGUUGCAGUUGUGUACAAUUUGUGGCUGCAUAGCAAGGUUAAUUAUGUAUCCCUAAAACCCUACUGGCAACAGAAUGUCUCAGCGAUCAUACUUACAGCAGACAAUAUACAGGAAUGUGAUAUAAGAAUGUAUGGAACUUUUCCUUUUUUAAAUUUCCUUUAGAUUGUAAGCUUGUUUGGGCAGCGCCCUCUCCACCUACUGUUAGAAUUGUUUUAUCUAUUGUACAACAUAUAAUGGUGUUAUAUAAAUAAUUGUAAUAGUUAUUCCUACGUUCUCAUAAAACAGUUGAUACAGGGAAUAGCUUCCCAGUAAAGUUGGGAGAGCUGGAAACAGAGAGAUAUAAUGUGAUUCAUAGUGAGUUGCCAAUAAUGUAAAACAAAGCAGAGGUUCAGUCAUGUUCUAAACCUUUAACACGGGUGCAUAUUUAAAGGGCAUCAAGUAGGUGACAGAGGAAUUUAGCUCUCUAUUGCUUCUGUGUAAUGAACGCAAAUUCCGCGAAGAACAAAGAUGGGUGGAGGGAAUGGGUUGUGCAAGAAGGGGGGAAUGAUGUCGGGUUUUUGAUGUACUUUGUUCCCGACAAGCACAUUACAAAAAUACCAUCUUACCUCACCACAGACGUGGGUACCUAUUAAUAGGGAGCACUGAGCCCCCUCUAUCUGUGUGUGACAGCUGGGCCUUUAUCCCUCGUGUCACUGGGUGUGUGAAACUGCACUCGUCUCUACAGCAGGCAGGGCUGGGGACACCCUAUGUGUCUGUCUAUAAAUCCCUAGACAUCCUGUGUGUCAGAACAUAUGUAUGCCUGAAUUGAAUGAGGUCACAGGCAAUGCAAUUCUGAUGCAGGAUAUCCUAUCGGCAUGCACACUGCUGGUAGGCAGCCAUGUACUUCAGCUGUUGUUAAACUCCCAUCACUUCGAGACAACCUUUUGGAUGGAUAGAUUUCAAGAUUUUCAAAAAUUCAAGCAGUCCUUUCAACACAGGACACAACCUAGUGUUUGCAGUCUUUCAUGCCUGCCAGAGUUCCUGUACUAAUUUGUUAUGCAAUUUAAUAAAAGUGUAGUGCAAAAAAGUUGUUUUUAUUAACUGAUAAGAAAUGCAAAAUUGCUCAGGGACAAGUAGAUGAUGCAGACUGGAUUGUGCAAUGCUUUUGCUAUUACACUUGUAAUAGCUAUAUCUGUGUUGAAUGUCUGAUAAAUAAUUAAAUAUAUUAUGUCAAUUAAUUGCCACCUUCAGUAUUGGAAUACAUAUGUGCAUAUGAUUGUUUCCACCGCCCUUUUCAAGCAACUUUAGCUUCCGCGUUUAUAUGCGCAAGAAGAUGGUAGAUUAGGCAGUGGACUGCAGGGUGCAGCUUCUUUCUUUUAUUGUAUAGCAAGCACGGUGAUCAGGAAAUGCGAGUAAGGGACUUAUUAAUGCGCAGACUGCAGCUUCCAUUUUUAUCACAUGACAAGCAAGGGUCGCAGGGAACUGAAGUAGGAGACUGUCAAAAUGGAAAUUACAGCUUCUGGCUUGAACCUGUGCGAACCAUGGAAGCAGACUGAGGAAGAGAGGUGUCAAAAAGGAUGUACACUAUAUAGCACAAUGUAUUCCAUACUGGCACCCAAAUUCUGAAUUAUCAGGAAAUGGAAUAACAAAGGAAUUUUACAUUUUUACCAAAACUGUUGGCUGUUUUUGCCUUAACUUUUUAAUUCAGACUAACCAUGUGAGAGUGUUUGAUUUUAAAAAGAAACACGUGCGAUGACAUUGCAGUAAACACAAGGAACCAUUGAUACAAUAAAAAGUAAUUAGCAAGCCAAUUUGAAAAAGCUAUUUUGCUGUGUAUUUUUAUAUUUUCGUGAUGUUUAUGGGAGUGCUGAAAUUAAGGAGGGCUUUAGAAACAAUGUCAUAAUUGUCUUUAUUAUUUUUUUAUAUUUAAUACAUAUAAGUUAAUAACUUUUCAGUGCAUCUCCUGGCUUACCCUCGCUCUAUGGUGGUGGCCAUAUUUAGUCAUGUGUUGAAAUCUUGAAAUAUCUUUGGAUGUUCGCAAUAUAAAAAGAUCAGAGUAGAGCUAGGGUAGGCAACUUUUUCGUAGUACUGUACCAAAGCAAGAUCUUGAAGUCCAUUGGCGUGCCGAUCCUUUUUUUUUUUCAAAAUGAGGUGUGCAUGUUACCGUAUAGCGCUUGUGUUUUUUAUUGGUGCCGCAGUUAUUCUGUAGCAUUGUAUUUAUGUGUUUGUGGGCUGUUAUAUUGUAUAUGUCAUUUAGUAGUUUGUGGUAUUGUGUAUGAUACUUGUUGAAUUGUGUGUUCAUGAUAUGUCACAUUGUAUUUUUGGUGGGGUGCAUAUCUGUGGAGCUGCUUGUGGUAGUGCAAGUGAGAGGCUGCUUGUGGGGUUGUGUAGGUGGAUUGUUAGUGGUAUUGUGUGGGUUGUUUGUAUUUGUUAGGGGGAGGCUUCUUCUGCAGCUUUGUGUAUAUCUAGCAGUGCGGGUGGCUUCCCUGGGCUCCUGUGAGGACCGAGUUGGGCAGAUACAGGUCAAGGGAAGGAGCUGUAAUAGGCUGCUCUACUCCAGUGCGGAUUCCCAUUCACAAGUACAGGGAGGAAGUAAUCUGAGAACACUAGAUUACUUCCUCUAAGUUCUGUAAUGGUUAAAUUCAGGAUUGUACCUCACCACUUUACAACAUUGCUUGAUUUGCACUAGCAGCUAUUCAGAGUCCCAUUGGGACUCCUGAUAAGACAGAGCCUGUUUUUUUGGCUCUGGCAGCCUUGAGUUCUGGAUUGCUGACCCUUGAUGUAGUAUGUCACAGUCAAAUAGAUAUAGGAUAAAGAAAUGCACUUACACUUUUAAGAAGCUACAAAGAAUCUCCACUUCAUGCGUCCAAGCGGAGUUUAUGGAUUAGAGGUGUAUUUUUGGUCCAAGCUUGAUAUCUCACUGAAUAUGUAAUGAGUCAAACAGAAAAUAGAAAAGCAUCCAUAACGUGUAGUAUAUUAAUUUGAUAGAUUAAUAGAAAUGCACUCACAUGAAAUAGAACCUCCAAUUAGAUCCUGUAAAUCAGCAAUAAUGUUACACAUAUAGUGUGUAUGGAGUAAGUGAAAAUUGAUGAUGUACAUGCAGAAUCCAGAGCAAAAUAAAUUGUAUUGCUCAAUCCAUACCAUUGGCUGGCAUAUUCCCCACCAAGGAAAUUGAGUCCAGAAGGUGGUAAUUAGCACAGUAAGUCCAGGAAAAUAAAAUCUAUACUAUCUUUAUUGGAAGCUAUUAAAACGAAACAGUAAAACAAUGCUAACCGUAACCACUAAUGCUUUUCAUCACUGAAUGACCUCUUCUAAUUCUUCUCUUACCCCCACUGACUGUCAAUCAGGCAACCAGUCCUUUUACUUCUUGGUUGUUUAGCUCAGUGGAGCAAAACUCAAGAGGCACCAAUUGUCCAGAGCACCUGCCUUGCACAGACUUCUCAUUAAAGGGUUACUCCAACUAUCAUGACCACUUAGUUUUUUUUUGUUUUUGUUUUUUAAUAAAACACUGCAGAUUCAAUGUUAUUUGCAAUUGUGUGCCAGGGACUAGUUACAACCAUGAAACAUUUUUAGGCAGCCUGGAACUCUGUUCUAGACUACCGAAUGUCUAUUAUGUGCAUAUUUUUGCCCAGCAGCGCCUGGAGCUUUGCUCAGCACUCGAUUAAGGUAAGUAAAAGUUUAUUUUAGAACUUUUUCUAAGCGUCUUUUGAAGGGGGACCUAAACAAUAAUGCCCAAUAGGGCAUUAAGCCAAGACAAAAAAAGGGAAAACCUUUAAAGGGACACUAUAGUCACCAGAACAACCACAGCUUAUUGAAUUUGUUCUGGUGAGUAGAAUUAUUACCUUCAGACUUUUUGCUUUAACCCCUUAAGGACCAAAUUUCUGGAAUAAAAGGGAAUCAUGACAUGUCACACGUCAUGUUUCCUUAAGGGGUUAAACACUGUCUUUUCAGAGAAAAUGCAGUGUUUACCGUAUAUACUCGAGUAUAAGCCGAGUUUUUCGGCACAUUUUUUGUGCUGAAAAACCCCAACUUGGCUUAUACGCGAGUCAGUCUGUAUUAUGGCAAUUUACAUUGCCAUAAUACAGACCAGGACCGCCGGGCUCAUUACAAGCCCGGCGGUCCUGUUGGGGGCUGAGAGCGAGCUCUUACUUACCUUCCUGCAGCUCCUGUCAGCUCCCUCCUCCUCCGUGCAGCUCCCCAGUCAGCUUCGUUCUGCUCACAGUGUAAGUCUCGCGAGACUUACACUGUAAACAGAACUGAGCUGACCGAGGAGCUGCACGGAGGAGGAGGGAGCUGACAGGAGCUGCAGGAAGUUAAGAGCUUGCUGUCAGCCCCCCACUGAACUGCCAAUGCCACUGGACCACCAGGGAUUUAAUAUUUUAUUUUAAUAAUAAUAAAAUAACAUUAUUAAAAUAAUAUUAUAUUAUUAUUAUUUUACUAUUUGCAUUAAUUUUAUUUUUUAUGUUUUUUUUUUGUUUUUUUUGUCCCCCCUCCCUGCUUGUUGCCUGGUCAGGGAGGGGGGACAAAAAACAUUUAAAAAAAAAUGCAAAAAUUAAAAUAAUAAUUAUAUUUUAUUAUUAUAUUAUUAUUUUAAUAUUUGAUUAUUUUUUGGUCCCCUCCCUGACCAGGCAACAAGCAGGAGGGGGACAAAAAAAAACAUAAAAAAUAAUGCAAAUAUUAAAAUAAUAAUAAUAUAAUAUUAUUUUAAUAAUGUUAUUUUAUUAUUAUUAAAAUAAAAUAUUAAAUCCCUGGUGGUCCAGUGGCAUUGGCAGUUCAGUGGGGGGGGGGCUGACAGCAAGCUCUUAACUUCCUGCAAAAAACCAUUUAAAAAAAAUUAUGCAAAUAUUAAAAUAAUAUAAUAUAAUGUUAAAAUAAUAUAAUAUAAUAUAAUAAAAUAAUAAUAUUAAAAUAAUAAAAUAAAAUUAAAAUAUGCCCUCCCCUCAUCCAGUUUACACACACUGCAUUAUAUACACACUGCAUUAUAUAAACACACACAAACACACACACUCUGCAUUCAUUCUAUACACACACUGUAAAUAAAUAUUCAAUUAAUGUAAUUUUAUUGGGAUCUAAUUUUAUUUAGAAAUUUACCAGUAGCUGCUGCAUUUCCCACCCUAGGCUUAUACUUGAGUCAAUAAGUUUUCCCAGUUUUUUUUGUGGUAAAAUUAGGGGCCUCGGCUUAUAUUCGGGUCGGUUUAUACUCUAGUAUAUACGGUACAUUACAGCCUAGUGAUAACUUCACUGGCCACUCCUCAGAUGACUGUUAGAGAUCCUUCCUGGGUCAUGGCUGCCUAAAAUGCAUCCAAACAUUCAGUGUCUCCUCCCUCUGCAUGCAGACACUUAAUUUUCCUCAGAGAUUCAUUAAUUCAAUUAAUUUCUAUGAGGAGAUGCUGAUUUUCCAGGUCUGUGUUUGAAUUGUGCCGGCUCUGCCCCUGAUCUGCCUCUUUGUCAGUCUCAGCCAAUCCUAUGGGGAAGCAUUGUGAUUGGAUCAGGCUACCACUUCUGCUGUCAUCAGGCAGUGGGCAGGUCUAAAGGAAACAGGGACUAAGUAAGCAACUGCAGACUUGACUACAAGUAAGAUUUUACUAUAUUUAGGGAGGCAUUAGGGGGACAGGGUGGCUAGAUGGUGGUUUUAACCCUAUAGGGUCAGGAAUACAUGUUUGUGUUCCUGACCCUAUAGUGCUCCUUUAAGCUGCAUUGGCAAGUCUGUGAUUAGACAGCCACAGAAAGUCUUAAAAGGGGAGGGCUAGCAAUGGAUGCAGACGAGAUCUGCAGCCUUUUCAAGCUCUCUUUUUAGAUAUAACCCCAAUGGGAAAGAUGCACAAUAAAUGCAUGCAAGGUUAUAAUUUGAGAUAUAUCUACUAAACAGUGCUUUUUAAUUCUUUUUUUGUUGUUGCUGUUUUGGACAGAGUUGCCCUUCUAACUGUAAUGUUUUGAGAUUAUGUCCAGUGCAAGCAUUCUGCAUAUUUAGGUUCUCAUUUGCAAUGUAUGCAUACUUUGUUCUUCUCUUCAGGCUUUUCUACAAAUAGUUUAAAUUAUUGUCUUACUCCGGGUUUUUUUCUGCUCUGCUUUUUUCCCGCAUAUUUUUCUUAUGUCACACUUAAAAUCAAACUGCUGUGAAAACUCAAAUAUAAAUUUGCAGAUGACAAAUUCCACCCUCUGUAAAAAGAGUGCUCAUGAGUGCAUGAAAUGUCUAAGGCAGGAUCGCUCAGUGUACCUUGCCAAAUAGUGAGGAGAAUUUGAAUGCAUAAGGGAAUUUGUGGUAGGCUAAAUGGAGGGGACAAGAUUGCGUGAGCCAACAGAACCGUUUGAAAGUACUUGGUUAAAAAAAAACAACAAAAAAACAGCAAUGAAGAGUCUUGUCUCCAGUAUCUGUUGUUAAGAAAGGCUAAAAUCAAGAGAGGGAUGAAAACUUAAAAACAAAAACCUAAAGAUGUGGAUGUGCAUUUAUUGCCAGAGGCUCUCUCGAAGACUGCAAAAGAAUUGUGUUAAAUGCAAAGAAUUUUUUUUUUUUCCCCCAAGAGCAACAUUCUAAUAUAAACACAGUAUUUUAUUCCAUUCUUGAGAUUUGCUCUGUUAGUCUUGCCUAUGUUUUUGCACUCUGUAUAGACUCCUUUUUUAAUUUAUUUUUUAAUAUAUUCUUUAUUUUUGCUGUGCAAGUUAUAACAAACUGACCCUUGGUGCCACAACAGCAGUCCAGGGCUAAUCAUUGAUAAAUAUUUUCAGUGUGGCUAACAAUAGUUCUGCACAUUUUUGUAUGUAUGAGUUAGAUAGCUAAUGUUGUGUACCUGUUAAGCCGGGCAUACCGAUAGAGUAUAAUUAUGAUAGUAGAGGAGUACAAUCUUAGUUGCAGGUAAAAAUAAGGCAAAGUAAAUCGAACUAGUGUGUCAUAUCUGCAGAUAUGGUUUCUCGCUAGUAUAUGUUGUCAGAGCCACCUUGCUAAUCUGCAAGGUCUGUAUUGCGGGUGUUUGUCAGUGUCGCAAGAUCUAUUGCUGGGUCUAGGGGUGCAGCGCCUGGCUAAGGGGCUGCUUGUGCUGUUCAGUAAGUGGCUCAAUCGCGAAUGUGCGGGGUAUUAGUAUGCGGUCAAGUGGCCGCUCUAUGAGAGUGUAGAUGAGUUGCUGAUGGUGAGUUAGGGUAACAGGUUCAGGUGGUCACUGCUGCGGUCGGUGCCGGAGGAGGUUUCCUUGGAACGAAUGCGGUCACUUUUGCCGGGUCCCAGCGUUGGUUUGUAGGGUCAAUCCUUUGAGGUCCUCCUGGAGGCAGUGAGUCCGUCGGGAGUCCCAGUGUGGGCAAUAGAGUUCUUGCUUCCAUGAUGUCGUGGACUGCGUACCGGGCCUGUCUGUGGAGGAUCAGUAGGGUACGUGACAGCCGCCAGCGGUAUUGAAUGCCUUUCAGUCGGAGGAGAGCGGUGAAUGGUUUGAAGGACCUCUGCCAUGCCGAGGUGCCUCCCGAGAGAUCUGGGUAAGUUGCAUACCCUCGAAGUUGUAGGGAUCCUGGUCCUUGAUAGCUGUGAAUAUUGCCGCUUUGUCCCUACUUUGCGGAAGUGGACCAUUAAGUCUCUCGGUGCUCCUACAUGGGCUUUUGGUGCUUUUGGGAUGCGAAAACAGUCCUCCAUAGAUAUAGAUCUGGCCUGUCGUGGGGAGAGUAAUGCCACCGUGAAACGCCUCAGCAUGUGUGGCAGUUCCUCUGUGGGUGUGGCCUCCAGGACGCCCCUGAUUUUUAAGUUAUUUUUGCAACGUAUGUCUUCCAUCAUCGCAAAUUUAUUGUCGUAAGUUUUGUUUUGUUUCUGGAGCCCCAGAAUUGUUUGCUGCAUAGUGGCAAGUUGUUGAGCGUGCUCCCCUGUGGCGGAUUCCACAGUUCCGAUCCGGCUCGUCAGCGCGCAGGUUCGCCACAUCUGCCAAGAUAUUGUUUUGUAAGUCUGCCAGCAGGCUUUUAAGCACCGCUGUUGUCACUGGGUCUUUCCCUGGGCUAUCCGUUUUUGCGGCUGAUGCUGGUCUAGCCGGUAUUUCGUCGUCAUCCAGAGACAGUUCGUCAGACAGGUCUGAAUAGGCCUCAGAGUAGUCGGCUAUUUUGGGCCCGCUGGCCUGUUACGCCUGUCUCAGGAGCACACCAAUGUUGUGGCUCAAUCGGGGUUUGUCGGGCUUUAUCUUUUUAUUUUUCCGACCCAUAUUGUGGUGUGGGUCUAUAUCCUGCUUCCACGGUUGUCUCGGUCGGGCGAUAUUGCGGGUAAAAGGAGAAAUCUCUUGUGGUAUCUCGGAGCUCUGAAACCGUGCGACCAUGCGGCUCAAUUGUUUGGCCACGCCCCUAGACUCCUUUUUUUUUUUUUUUUUUUUAAAUACUCAUCUGAACUUCUUAAAGGUUAACCAUUUAUCUUGUCAGGUGACUUUUUCUAUGUAUAUUAUGUAUAAGGUAUAAGUAGCUAGAAAUUAUUAUUUUUUUCAUUUGGCCAAUUAGCCACCUUGUAGGAGCUAUAAGAGCCGGUUCAAAAACAUUAUAUUGAGGUAUGUUUCUGAGCAGUGACAUCCUAUGAAUAUGUUUGCCAUAUCUGUUUUCAACACAUAUGACGCCACUCACUUAAAAAAACCCCAAAAACGAUUUUACUACCUGGAUGGGAGGAUUGCCGUUCAUAGAGAUGGCCUUCUGUAGUGGCAUCACUAGGGUUGGUGUAACACAGUUCGAUGACUCAUGGUAUCCCCUUUAUGUGUUAGACCAUAUGAGAUUCCUGGUGUUCCAUUGGUGAGCUCUUCAAUGGGUGCAAACCUUCUGUAUUUUUGUUUGGAGUUUUGAUUCUCUGGUAGUGUCAGAGAGUUGCUGCGAGUUACUCCAGCAGUGCUCUGAUAUCAUCAAUGAUGGUGCCAGAAUUUGUGUGAGAGAUAUGCAAGGUCUGGACUUGAUGAUAAUGUAGAUCAGAAGGUCUCUGGGCCUGUGCAGUGGGUGCAAAACCCUCUUUCAUCAAUCCUUCUGCAUGAGCCGGCCGCGGUGUCAGCCCUGUUUGUCACCAUGUCUGAUGGUGUUACCACAAGUGGUGCCAAUGUCUUUGCUUGCUUUCCUAGCAUUUCUCUCCCUCUAUAUUUCCCCUCCCCUCCAUAAAUUUUUUUACAUUUUAUUCCUGUUUAACUACUUUUUUAAAUUUAUUUUCGCUUUCCUUCUGAGUGGCGGCUCUCACAUUUCAUCUCUCCAAUACCAGUUGAUAUGCAUUAUGUUAUCUCUGUUUCUGCAACAUUUUAUGGUUUGAGGCUUCUUUGGUGUAUUUCACUAUAAUCCGCGUAUGCUGUUGUGACCUUACAUACAGUGAGUGUAUGUGCAUAUGUUUGCGUGUAUGUAUGCAUGGGUGUUUGCAUGUACCUUAAUAAGGUGUCAAUUUAAAUGUUCAUGGGUUUGCUAUAUGAUGUAGUCAGCCUGUCCCCAGUCCUGUCCCCAUUCUCCCUUCUUAUAUCCUGGCUGCCAUAGAUUGCCAUGUUAAGUCUGGGAGUGGUGGGGCCAAGCAGAGAUUACGGUUCUCACAUAACCCCGACUCCCUCACUUAAAAUAACAUUAAAAAAGCAAUCUCAGCAGCCAUGAUUCUUUUGCUGACCUAAGUGGACAGUUUUUAGGGGUAGAGUAGGCAACUGUGGUACCCCAUCUGGAAAUUUGGCAGUCAGUUGCCUACUUAGUCUAACUUAUAUUAUAUCUAGGCCUUACCAUCUGUAUUUUAUUGUAUAUAUUUUGCUAAGUUUGGAUUUCUUCUGGGGAUAUUAAUCAAGACUAGAAUAAGUGCCGUCAGAUCUUUGAUUGUUUUGUAUACUGAUACAUAUUCUAAUAUAUACAUUAGGGAUCGACCAUUAUUGAUUUUUUUUUUUUUUUGUUACCGAUAAUCUGUGAACUUUCAGGCCGAUAGCCGAUAAUUUACCGAUACCCCCAUAGGAAAGCAAUGAAUAAUGCGUUUCCUAUGGGGAAAUCCUAAUGCGAGUGCGACUAUUUCCACACACACACAUUAGGUCUCCCUGGCAGGGGAGGACCCAGAACAGGUAAGUGACAGAAGGGGUUAUUAAGGGCUAUAUUAUUUUUUUUAUAAUUUAGUGCCAAUAUAUUUCCAGAGCUUUAUUAUCAUAUAGUGCCAUAUCCACCACCCUUCACUGACUGAGUAAGUAACUAUGUUUAUUGGAGUAAAGAAAAUUACUUUUUACAAACCAAUUGGCACACAAGCGACAGAGCCGACUAGACAGCACUACUUCAGGCCUGGGUCUGCAGCUCCUCUCUAAAAGUCUCGCGAUCUGUGCGCCUGGUUUUGCCACGGGGAGCUUUGGUGCGGUAACUGACGGUAACGCUUUGACCAGGGCUCGUGAAUCGCGAGACGUGGAGAGGACGGAUUGGGCGCGCUGGACUCGUUAUCGGCAAGAUUAUAGGCCGAUACCGAUAAAUGAAAAACCCUGAAUAUCGGUAAAAUCGAUAAUCGGUAUAUCCCUAGUAGCCAUAGAUAUAAUAAAACAUAUAUGAUGUUUUCCUUGAAAAUAUCUCCUGGUUGAAGCCGUAUGAAUGAAUAUGUUCUGAUGUAAAGAGCUUUAGUAAAGAUUUUUUACGGGUCUAAUUCCUAGCUUGUUGGCAUCUUAGACAGGAGCAAGAUGUAUGGUAGGCAUUUCUUUUUAAUAUAAAUAACUAAGACUACACUAUAAACAAUCCCUUUAUGUAAUAUUUAAUAAGCUUGGCUGUGGUGUUAUUCAAAGCUAAAGGGGCUUACAACCAUAAUUUCAAACAAUAAAACAUAUCACAUAAAUCUUAACUUUUUUUUUUCUUUUAACUUUAGUAACCACAAAGUUGCCAGUCUUAGAUGACCUGACCAUCUUUUAUUUAAAAACCACCGACCGCCAUAUCCUUCCUUAGAACUUGACCCCGAGAAUAACCUUUGCCCCAAAGCUUUAUAACCCCAAACAAUAGAAAGAAAGAAAUUCGGGGAUCUGUCUGCUCUGCUCCUGACUCUGUAAUGGCUCACAGGCUUGCGCUGCUGCAAGCUCCUGCACUUCUCUCUCGCGCGCUUGCAUCCAAUCUCCAGCCAGCUCAUGUCACCGCUUUGGCUAUGAACGUUGUGAAUUUUGUUGGGCAGAGUUUAACUUUACAACAAGGGCAGAUUAACCCUUCUAUUGCCCCCAUACAUAUAUGCCACAGAGCUUCAUCCCUGUGGCAUUUAUUUAUUUAAAAAAAUAAAUAAAAAUUCUUUAUUUUGGUAGUGCAUUAUUCAGUACAUAGCUUGGCAUGAACAUGUUAUUAGAUUGCGUUACAGAGUAUCAUGAGUAAUUACGUUAUACAUGUUAAGAUUGCUGCACAUUUUUUUUUUUUUAUAAGACAAGAAGUGUUAAUGAAAUGGUUAUAUUCAUUGCUUAUGGAGGGAAACUAGUGUACUGCCAUAUGCUGCCUAUUGGAUAUGAUUACAGGUGUCGAGGAUUCAAGCUGGGUAAUGCAACAAGGAGCUCUGUACAACUUGCCAGCAGGUAGGUAGUCUAGGACAUGAAAUUAAACACGUAUUCAAGGUGAGGUCGCUCAUUAACGAAGCUCCUGGCACUAAUCAUCAGCUAAAGGUUAGCUUAAUUAACAUAACAAUCUAACGUGCAGUAGUAAGUAUGAAUAUUUAUACAUUUAAAAAGUAAAAAUUAAAACCACCGGUGAUAGACCUGUCCUUAUGCAUGUCACUGUCCCCAGAGUGCUGCUUGUUCCAUCUGUGUUAUGAUGUAACAUAGGGGGAACCGCGUGGUCGGCAAGUCCGAGGCUGGGGCCCACCAUCUUCAUUGGGUGAUGAGGUAUGGAGGACUGUGCAUGAGAGUCUCAUGGUGUGGGCGAGCCGCUCGUUGGUUAGUGGCGUCUAGUUAUAUGCGAGUGGUGAGGGUAGCCGAUGUUCUUUAUUGCUUUGACGUCGGCUUAAGUCAGUGGUUUGGUAGGUUUUCCGUAGGUGCCGCCAGUGGGUUGCUUCAGUCUGCCUUUUUCCAGGCCCAGCUUCAGGGAUAUCAGGUGAGUGGUGCUUCCAUGGGCUCCGUUCGCCAACGAUACCCUCCAUCUCCUGCCCCAACCCGUUCUCCAUGCAGUCAGAAGGCAUGAUCAUGUGCAGAUUUAUUUAGAAAGGAUGUGGCUCAGUGGUUUGUUUUCGUCUGCAGGCAUGCAAGGUUGUGUGGUGUAGUGCAGAUUGCAGUGCCGCCAUUUUAGAGGCCCAGCUCGUGGUGCGCGCCUCCAGGUAGGUCCGAUGCUGGGCUUUGUAGGGCGAUGAUUCCCUCCGGUGAGGACCGGGAUAACCCCCUCGGUCCAUGGGGAGGGAAGCGAGGCCUGUGAGGUGCAUCACAAGGCUGUUGCGGGGCUGCCAGGUUCGCAAACAGGACGGCGGCCGUCCGUCAUGCUCUCCACCCUCAUAGGCCGCAGACCCCGAAGUAUCAUAUUGCCCGCAGGGGGCUCUGGCACUCCUGAUCUCAGGGUCCGCGGUGGCUCCAGCUUCUGCCCGGAUGCUUGAUAUAGCUUCAGGUCACUCAGCUUGCUUUAUUGCUUAAGUUUUUAGCCAUAGUGGACCAGAUUUAUCAGGAGCCUCUCUGGCCUGCGACCGGUCAGCAUGGCGGUCAGGCCCCGCCCCCCCGGCAUUUAUUUUAAUCCUGUAUUUGUCUGUACCAGACUCUUUAGAAUUUAACUUGUCUUUUGUUCUAAUUGUUUAAAAUGUAGUAAUGGUGGUGCAUACAACCCUAAGUUCAUUGAUUCCAAGCAGUGUGUGUAAGAUCUGCUGAAUGUCAAUUGAGAUUUAAAGAGGUUUGUUUCAUAAGUGUCUUUUUUUUUAUUUUUAUUUUUUAAUUGAAUUUACUAUGUUUUUAAGCACUGACAAUAAAUUGUGUAACUCCUCGUUAGAUUAACAUGUAUUAUAAUGUGUAUUUAUUAUAGGGGGUUAUGGAAGAGGCUAACCUAGAUUGUAAUGUAUCUAAAUGCUAAUUUAUCUCUCACAUUGCUAGCUGUCAUUGUGUUGAGCAAUGCCCAUAAGAUAAAAGCAGCUUGCGCAUUCAUAUUCUCCUUUGAUACGCAGUUAGUCGCAGAUGGUGUUUGGGAGCGCUGCGUCUCCAACAGAAUAAUGUAAGAGUUAAUAUUCAGUCCUAUGAUGACUCGUGUGUGUGUGUGUGUGUGUGUGUGUAUAUGUAUGUGUGUAUAUAUAUAUAUAUAUAUAUAUAUAUAUAUAUAUAUAUAUAUAUAUAUAUAUAUAUAUAUAUAUAAAAUCUAUCUCCAUCCCUAAGGGUAAAGUAAAUCAUCAUUCUCUCUGUGUCUUCCCAUCAGAUCUGUGAGAAUUGCUCUCACAGAAUACAUAAUACUGAAUACCAGAGGGAGAACUUGGCCGGUUUAUAUUUGCCAUUCAGCAUUAAUAACACACUAAACGGGCUUUUCUAUUCUCUAAAUACUAAUUUGUCAUAUGGGAUUUCACUAUUAUUUUAACAGGACAACAUAUGCUGUAGCGCUGUGCAAUGGGACUAGCAUGUGUACCUUUUGCCUGCACAGGGAUUAGAGGGUUUAAACCUGACAGCUGAUCGUACAGGAAGGUACACAAAUAUCUCUUUGGCGACAGCCCCAUUGAUUUUCAUUUUAAAAGAAGACCUCUCGCAGACAUCGGUGGAGACUCGCUUACAGAAAUCAGUACUUUUCCAUUUAAAAGCCUUAUUUUUUUUUCUAGAAUCUGUGCACCAUGGUCUGUUUUCAGAGGCUGAUAGGUCUGCGGUUUUAAAGAUUCAAAUCAUACUUUUUUUCCAGUCUGCCAGUUCGGAGUAUCCUACUCACCCCCCACCCCCCUCCAUGUUUCCCUAUAUAUAUUCUGCUCUAUUAAACCCCAGGCACUCAAGCUCUUUGAGACAUUUCUAGAGUUUACCAGCAAUCUAGAGACUCUGUUCAAGCAGCAAGUCCAGCCCUCUAUACGUGUGGCCUUUGUGACUGUUUCUGUUUGCAGUUAUGCUCCAAGGCUGUUACAUAAACCUUAACCUUUUUGCUACAAUGGCAACUCCUCUUGGCAGCACAAAUGUAUUUAUAGUUUAUUGGAGAAGUUAGCGUCAAGAGGGAGAUGGGGGGCAGUGCCAUUUAUUUUUGUUUUGUUUUACACAUCAAUGGUAAAUCUUCCUUUAAAAUGUGGUUCUCUGUUCUGCAGGCCUCUUAAAUAAAUUAGUCUUUCCAAGUAAGGGAUAAUUCAUUUCAGUGGUAUUUAAGAGACACUAAAGGGGACUUGAAGAUCUUAAUGGGCACUGUCGAGCAGGAUUUUCCUUCCUCUGCCUUGGAGCAAUGCUGAAAGAGCUAAAGGAGAAAAAAAAAAAUAGGGAUAUCAUAUUUUCAACAACAUUAAGGGUAUCAAGAUAACAUGAGCGGGAAGCACAUUCCAAACAGAUAUAAUAGAACAAGGGGUCAUGCUCUGAAAUCAGAGUGCGAGGAUUAGCGGUAAUGCAGGGAAAUAAAACUUUACAGAGUAGUGCAGUCAUUGAAUAGUUCCUAAGAGACAUGUCAGGGCACAAUGCAGUGAGCCAGCUACAAUGCUUAGGGAACUGCGAUGGGCAAAAUGGGUAUUUUAUAAAAUACCCCCCCCCCAUAUCUAAUAUUGCCAUUUGGCGCUGAGAUGGGAAUCAUGGGACCUUUUUUAAAUUUGUACUAUGGGCCAGAACAGCCUUGCGGUCUUAUGCAAAAUAAUACUAAAAACUAAAAAAAGAAAAGUAUAACCAAUGGCUCUAAGAAAGUUCAAUGUCCAGUUGCUUCUGGUGUGAAAGUUAAAAUACUGUAUUUGUAAUUAUUAUUUGCAAAUAUGUACUUUAUUUUUGGUGUUUUAUUGCGCUGUCUGUAUGUAGCCCCCUUUUUGUUUUUUUGAUCCUUUUGUGGUCAGAGACUGGGUAAGCAACCUAAAAAGGUGUUGAUUGUUAUGUCUAUGUAGGGUUUGUUGUUAACUACCAAUAUUGCAGGACUAUAACAUUAUCUAGAGCAAUUAUUAAGUCUGCAGUGGACACAUUUCAGGAUCUUUAGGCUAUUGGACACAAAUGGCUUAUCCAAGACAUUACUGCGCGAUUAAUGUCAAACAUAAUUGCAGCCCUAUCUUCUGUUUUUCUUCUUCUGAUAAAGGUUUCUAUGAUUGCUUUUGCGUUCCUGGCUAGAGGGCUGCUUCCAGGCAAUUUAUGUUUUCCGAGUGCGUGCCAAACACUAUAUAUAAUUCUGUAUUAUCUAAAAUGGUUGAGAAUAUGUAAUCUUAUACUCGGAGUAAUUUGUUGUACAGUUGAGGCUAUUAAUCUCUCUUUCCCCACGGCUGUACAUUUCCAUGAGUCUCUGGCAAGGUCAAAAAGUUCAAAUUAAUAGUUUUUUUUUUGUGUGGACAAAUGGUUUGUUCUUCUGACUAGUAAGACAAUGUUUUAUAUCCUUUAUUCUUUGUGAACAAUUGCUAGCUUUCCCUGGGUGUCCUUUUUACCCAGCCAAAGUGCCUUCACUGUUAUAGAUAGUUGGCUAUGUAAUAUUUUAUUAACCUGUCUUUUGUAUCUCAUCUAUUGUGAUAUAUAGCCUGCUUUAAGCAGCCAGUAGAAAUAACAGCAGCCUCAAUAACUACAAAGCUAAUUUUUUCUGUAGCAUUCCAGGCUGGAAUCGGCUGUUGUGUUGUUGUUGUUGUUGUUAUUAUUAUUAUUGUUAUUAUUAAUGAAAGGCAUGUUCUGGACAUAGAUUUAAUGUAAAUAGACAUUUGUUUAGCUAUUAUUUUGUACACAUAAAGGCCUAUUUUCCUUAAAGGACCACUCUAGGCACCCAGACCACUUCAGCUUAAUGAAGUGGUCUGGGUGCCAGGUCCAGCUAGGGUUAACCCAUUUUUUCAUAAACAUAGCAGUUUCAGAGAAACUGCUAUGUUUAUGAAUGGGUUAAGCCUUCACCUAUUUCCUCUAGCGGCUGUCUCAUUGACAGCCGCUAGAGGCGCUUGCAUGCUUCUCACUGUGAUUUUUCACAGUGAGAGCACGCCAGCGUCCAUAGGAAAGCAUUGUAAAUGCUUUCCUAUGUGACCGGCUGAAUGCGCGCGCAGCCAGCCGACGGGGAGGAGGAGAGCUCUCCGCCCAGUGCUGGAAAAAGGUAAGUUUUUAUCCCUUUAUCCUUUCCAGAGCCGGGCGGGAGGGGAUCCCUGAGGGUGGGGGCACCCACAGGGCAUUAUAGUGCCAGGAAAACGAGUAUGUUUUCCUGGCACUAUAGUGGUCCUUUAAGCGUUCUCUAGUCCUUUUGUGAUUUUAGUAUUUUCUGUGGUUUGCUCGCAAAACAUGAGAAUUUACAAUAGAAUUGCAAUAUUUAGGCCAAAAUAGUCACAAUCGAAACAUUCUCCAGGUCUUCUAUUUUGGAUUUAAAUUUGCAGUUUCCAUAUAGAUUUUCAUUUCCAUUAACAAUUUACUGAUAGAGGAUGUUCCAAAUCACUGCAUCAUUAAAUUCCCUACUCACAAUCUUCUUAGGACAAUGCUAUGCUUCCCGUAGAGUGGCCAAGUACUUGUAUUAAUGAAGGCACUUAUACAAGUACCCUCCUCUUAACCACUUACUGUGAAGGAGCUAGAACUAUGGGGGCCAUCUAUAGCACGUUUUACAAAAUCUUGAAUAGAGAAGUCAGUAAGGGUUUUUUUUUUUUCUUCUUAUUUAUACCAUAGCAUAUUUAAUGCAUUCAUAAAGUUGUAAUAAAAGCUCCACCCAGGUGUGUCCCUUGAAUUAAUUGUUGCAAGCUCAUUUUAAUAUUAAUUAAUAAUGCAAUAUUAUGUCUCUUCAUUUGCUGUUUUAGUCCCCAAAAAUUGUAAAGCGAUGUGUUGGCUUCGUAUUAAAGUGUAUAAUGGUAAACAUUUAAAUGCUGCUAACAGAUUUUGCAAACCUUGGUUUAUUCACUGAAUGCCAAAUUGUAGAAUGAAUACGAAAUAGAAAUAAAAAAAAAUAGUUAUGUGGAAAAUGCUGAUCUGGAAGAAUUCUUCAAAUACGCUGUAGUCCCAGUAUGCCUAUUUUCACAUAAAUAGAACAAUUCAGUUUUCAGUUCAGUGCAACUUGUUUUUUGCUGUUGGUUAAAGUCCAUAGUGUAGAGAAACAAAACUUUCUUGACCAAAAACAACAAACAGAUACAGUAGGGUUUUAAAAGUCUUUUCUGUAGCCAUACAACGUAAAAGAAAAGCCAGAAUUCCUCUGAACUUUAGGCCUAUCUUUACCACUCAGUCCUUACGUUCAUGCUUGAGCAGACUUACAAAGGGAUGUUUUUUUUCCCCCUUGCUUUAAUGAAAGGACCCUCUUUUACAACUGCAAAAAAAAAUAUAUAAAAUAAAUAAAUCCUCGAGUGGAAUCUUUGUGCCAGACACUGAGAUUUCCAUGCAAGGAUAUUGGAAAAGAGCCCAUAUCCACUGAUGACAUGAUUGCAAUUAAGGGGGGGGGAAAAAUGCUUUCAUAACAGGAACAUCAAUACAGCGGAACCCUUGGACACGUCACCUGGUGUGCGUUCCAAUGCAAUAGCUAACCUAGUAAAACACUGUAUUAACCACAUAUUAGCGGCUGUGAAACGUGUGACCACAGGAAACUGGAGAAAAUGCUUGUGAUUUAUCUUAAUGUUAUGGUGGCAGAGGACCUCUAGUGGCCAUUUAAUAUUAUUUCAUGGACAAUUAUGGCUUUUCACCAAAACAUUACCAUUUGUGAUUAAAUAAACAUAUAAUAGUACAACAGUUAAAGUUAUUUGUAAUAAGGAAGUCAACUCCUUUUUCCCAAGUGGAUGCUCUUUAUUUAUACACCAGUUAUUUAUUGCAAAAAACUAUAUUGCACUAAUACUGUACUUUACAGAUGUGCAAGUAGUAUGUGAAAUCCUGGUCUAAAGAGGUUGUUCUAUCAGACUCAAAGAUUCUCACAGUUUUGUAUCCUAUAUCUGACCAGUGCUUUGUUUUGGAUGAAUAAAGGUUUAUUUGACCUUGUGUAAUAGGGAACUAAAGGUGUACAAUAGCGGAAGAAAUUACCAAAGCAUCACACAUAGGGACCUACUGUAGUAGGGAACAAAAUGUAUAUAACACUACAAAUUCCCAAAUCAAGGUAAACCUGCCAAACUCUUCCACAGUCGCUUGGUAAGAUGAUUUGGCAGUUAAUUGAGAACUAUUAAGAGGAUUUCUUAAUAACUAAAAUAAUUGGUUUUAUACUUUGUAUCUGUCUAGGAUUGCUUUAUCUAUUUGAAACCCACACCAUUCCUUUUGUGCAGUUGAGCAGUAAAUGUAGACUGUUGCCCUGCUGUUGUGCAGGCGAACUGGUAACUUAAUUACGGAGGAUUCCUGUAGAUACUUUCUAGGUUUAAUAAUGGUUUCCCUUUUGUAGAUGUUUCACACUGCAUACUCUACAACACAGCAAUGUUCUUGUUCAGCACAUCAGUAUGUAGAGCUUGAUAUGUGUCCAGGAAAACCUAGUAGCUCCAGCAGUCCUAGAUCUAUCUGGGUUUAAGACAGACUCCUGAGAUGUUUUACCGUACUCAAAUCUUAUAGGUCUAUAGACAACUUUGUCAAAUCUGCUAUAGAUAUUCAGUCCCUUUCAUUCUUCUUAAUUCUUUUAAGUCUGGCUAAUAAAAUAACUCUGACAAUUACUUUACUGUCAACCAAGUUCAAACCACAUUGAGCCUAUUGGGUCUUUGUUAAUUUCAAAUUGGCAUCAUCGCUGCAGUGCGAUUUGUUUGAAAAUCGCUCAACUGAUUUACUGAACAGCAGCCAAAUUCCCUGUUGCAAGAAAAUGAAAAAUAUAAUUGCUGCUAUGGGUAAGAGUAGAGUUUGAGGGAUAUUUCAGGUUGGAGGAUUGUUAGUGUUUAUGGGGUUAGCGGUAUCCCUUUAGAGAUAUUUAGGCUUAUUGGCUGAUUUUAACGGGUAAAUGAAUGGUAGUGCAAUUUCUGUUAAAAUAUAUAUAUUCCUUUUGUGACUAAAUAUCUACCCCAUGAAAUUGGUAUACCAACUUGCAAAUAGAAUGCAGUUGCUCCCCUUUCUUGCUUUACAGUAAGAACAAUACUGUCACCUGCAGCACUGACACAGGAAGUGUGAUGGCCAGUGGAGGUGUCCCUAGGGAGCAAUGUAAACUCUGCCUUUUCUCUGAAAAGGCAGUGUUUACAUUAGAAUACCUGCAGGGACCGACUGUACUCACCAGAACUACAUUAAAUUGGCACUGUCAUGGCCGAAUCCCGUUUUUUUUUUUUUAACCCCCCUCCCGACUCCAUUACAUCUAAUUGACCCCCUAGUCACCCCCAAAUGCUCCUAAGCACCCCAAAUGACCUAGUUUUUAAAUUUUAUUUUCUGCCCCGAUAUAUAUUCUGGGCAUCUUUGUGUGGGUAGAUGAAGGCCCUGUAGGAAACGUCAUCUGCCCACAGUAGAUAGCGCUGUGAAAUUCCUGCGCAUGCCCAGUUAAACACUUGGGCAUGCGAAUGGGUAUUUCAUCCAAUCAUUCGUCAGAAAGACGAAUGAAUAGAAACGUCAGCCGAACAAACACAGAACAUCGGUGUUCGUUUGUUUGUUCAGUUUAUUACAAGGAGGGAGCUACCGGCGCGCAGCCCCCUCCUUGUAAUAUGUAAAAAUAGAAGCGGCAGGCAGCAGUGCUCCCUGCCACUUCCUAAGCCACCCAUGUCCUCCCUGCUGUGAGUAGGGGCAUGUCUACUAAACAGUGACCAGCCUUUCCCCGCCCUGCAGAGCUCAGUCUGCACCGUACCCUGGGGAAGAUGGUUUAAUUUGUUAGCGUCUGGUUUUUUCUUUCUUUCUUUCUUUCUUUUUUUUUUUUUGCGCUCAGGUUUUUUAUUUUAUUUUUUACAAGUUUGACGGGUAUUAUGUUUUUAUUGGCCUUUUUUGGGGCUGAAAAAUGAAGAUUUUAGAAAAAAAGACUUCAAAUUGUAGUUCUUUUAUUCCCCCCUCACUAUUUGAGGGUGGGAGCCUGGGGGGAGGACAAUAGGUCUCCACCCCCACCCCCACCCCUUCAUUCUCAUUUAUUUCCCCCACCCGCCGCUCAGGGGUGGGAGCCGGGGGGUGGGGGAGGACAAUAGGUCUCCACCCCCUACACCCCACAUUCUCAUUUAGGGCCCCCGCCCGUCGAGAUCUAGGUCCACCCGGCUCGGGAGGGGGUACUAGGUUUUUGUUUGUUUUGUUUUUUUUACACUGUGAGCAGCCACAGACUGCUCACUGUUUAAUAGACAUGCCCCUACUCGCAGUGUAGUGAGUAGGUGCAGAAUUUACCAAUACGAAGUAAUUUUUACUUCGUAUUAGAAAAUUUGGCUGAAAGACCAAUUUAGGUCUUUCAGCCUUUUGGUAGAUAGCUCCCCAGUUCCCACGGUAUUAGGGAGCUAUCUACUAAGUGGCUGCAAGAUGCAGCCGCGGCACGAAUAGGAUCGGAGUUUCAUUCAUUGGAAUGAAAUUCGGAUAUGAACAUAGUCCCAAAUUGCGUCCGAACACGAAUGGAGAAACUGUUCUCAUUCUGUUAGGACGCAAUUCUGCAGCUUCGCCAGCGUUCUGUCUAAAUGACAGGACGUUGGUGAAAAGUUAAAUGGAAGCAUCGCGGGAACACUGAGGAUAGCUGAGAAUUGUGGGAAGAUUUCUCUGACCACCGGAAAUGAAGCACACUUUGCUCCUCCGCUGGUCAGAGAUGGUCAGACGUAGGAAACCUCUAUAAGACAAAUAGUCCCUACUUUGUCUUAUGUUUUAAAGAAAACUAGAGCAGACAGGAAGAAAUGAAGAACAGAUCCUGACAGAGGGAGAGAAGAGGAAUCGAUUAAAGAAAGGUAAGUUCGGCAUGACAGUGCCGCUUUAAGCUGUAGUUGUUCAUGUGACUAUACUGUCUGUUUAAUAAAGUAUACAAAUAAUGUAAUUUAAGAUGGCUCUCUGUGACAGGUUACAAGUUGCAUGCAAACCAGAGUUAGAAUCACUUUUUACAUGGUUAAUAAUUUUUUAGUUUUAUUAAAUUCAUCCUCAUUCAGUUUUAUUCACUAAACUCCAUAAUGUACCAAAUCAAAAUCUGAAUGCCAAAACUGAAUCUAAAAUAACUGAGCUGUGCCUGUAACUGAAAUCUAGAAUAUAUUUUUGUUGCCAUUCAGGUUAUUAUUUAGUACAAUUCAAAGUUUCGUGAAUAAACCCCAUUGAGUUUCUCUUACACUUGUAUUUUCUUGGAUUAAAUAUCCCCAGGUGUUUUGUUUGAUAAGGCAUUCAGAUCUUUUAGGUGAGCGUGACAUAUCCAAAAGUAAUGUAUUGUGCUUGUUUGUUCCACGGUCGUAGUGGGCACACCUGGCACUGGAAAGUACAUUUCAUGCACCAGUUGUUACUAGACUAGUUUUGUUGCAACUGUAAUUGUGAAAUAAUAGUGACAUUGUUUUGUGUGCCAGUACCGGAAAGCCAAAUAUUGUGAUGCUGUUUUUUCCCAGAUAUUUCUGCCUAUUCGAUGGUCCUUUUGUGACUAAAUGAAUGGCACAUUCUAUACACGGGAAUAAUUGCUUUAUUCUGUUUCUUGAAUGGGGGAGUAAUAUGUUGCUUACUACUCUUUUGUCCAUGGGACACUCCUAUUCAGUAAAUGCUUUUUCUGUAGAAUUUAGAAAUUUGUUUAACCCUUUAGGACACAUGACAUGUGUGACACGUCGUGAUUCCCUUUUAUUCCAGAAGUUUGGUCCUUAAGGGGUUAAUGUAUAGAAGAGGGAAAUAUAUAAGCAACAUAUGUAGUCUCAUUAUUUUCCUCACAUGGUAAUUACAGUGUGACAUUUUGUGUAGCAUCUGGUAUAAUGCCUAGAUAAAUGUACCAAUGUUACUCUGAAUGUGUGAACUUUGCAUGUGGUGAGAGAUCCCUAGAUCCUUUUGUUGGCACUUGGCCUACAAUAAUGUAACAACCUUUCACUGCAACAUGUCAACAUCCAAUAUGGCUGUAUUCCAAGUCUGUUACUACAGUAACUACAAGCAAGAAAUUCAGACACAUAGUAAAGAAAAUCAGAUGGAAAUGUAACCGGUAGGGAUGCAAGCCGCAGAAGCUUAAUUAAGAUUAUUUACAUUUUCCUUAAACUUUUCAUUCUCAUGCAAAAAUGGUAUUGGCUGUUCCUACUUACUCAAUGUAUAAUUUAAAAGCUCUAAAUAAUCGUGGUGUUAAAAGCCAUUAAAUAUUAUUUAUUGCCUGCCUUUACUUUCUCAGUGUAUUAUUUUGAUUACUUUCCAAGAAUCUCAAUACACAGUGUAGAAUUAUAUUGUGCUUUAUUAGAUGUAUUGUAUUCAUUAUAGUAUAUAUACAUGAUAUAAAAACUUGUUUCUUUUUCUUUCCAAAAACUAUAAAAGAAUAAAGACGAUCCUCCUGUUAAUGCCACAGGUGCCAGUCACUUCCUCUUUUGCAAGCCGGAAGCUCCUGCAUGGAGCUUCUGUCAGCUUUCCUGAGCUGAGCUAAGCUCUGCACCUGCUCUCCGUGGAGGAACAGUAAUCAAAAACAAGGAUACAGCACUCACAAAGUCCAAAAAUGACAGGCAUUUUUGGACCACACUAGCAAUGUUUAAGCCUAGCCAGGAGCUCUUCCCUCCGAAGCAUGUUAUCGUUUUUAUGCUGUAUAAAGGGUUCCUUUAAAUGAGUAAAUCUUACUUUUGAAGUUCCUACAAUCAUAAGUAUACAGGCAUUGCAGCUUUUACACUAAGCUAUGACAAACCAGGAAGUGGCUUAGUCAAUCACGGUGCUCCCAUUAUUUUCAAAAGAUGUCCAUUGCCCCUAAACCAUAGCACAGCAAUUCCAUUCAUUAGAUAAGGUGAAUGAAACUGUUGCCUAAGUUGUUUGUAGCAGCACCAGAGCCUCUAUCAGCAUACUGGUAGUUCCUUGUACAAGAAAAUGAGAGGUGAUUGCGCGAUCACUAGUGAGUACGACCUAAGCUCAUGUCCCGCAUAGUAAGAUGUGUAAGACCAGAAGAUAUGCGGACUUAAAUAGAAUAUACAUGCGAGAAGUAUUGCUUCCUCCUGUGAAGGUUGUUACUAAGGGCGUGAAAUUAUUGGUGAAAUGUUUGCAUUCAUAACCUAUGCAAAGAGCAUAGAUCGUUAUAGUGCAUAGUUCGUUCGAUACCGGUUUAUAUUCCUAGCACUUUAGUGUUACUUUAAAUAAUGUUAUGGUCAUAAAUGUAAUCUACUGAAAUAUAUAUACCUUUUAUAGCCUCUGCAGGGAGCCUCCAUACUUAACACAGAAGCAUGCAAACUAUGAAGGUUGCCAACACCUACUCAGUGCUUGUCACAUUGAGACAUAAAGGUCUAAGUAGUUCAGCAAUUCCUAUUAAAUAUAAACCAAUGGUGUAACUGAAAAAUAAGUCUUAAAUUCUGACAGCUGCGCUACAGAUUUGACUGUGACGUCUGCUUAUACCGUCAGUACAUGCCCCCAUCUUAUUCACCUGAAUUACCGUGGUAAUUCAAAUUGCAACUCUUUAAUUGAGGAAUGGAACAUAUAUACAUUGUUCUUACCAAUUUCCUUUGGAAAAGCUGCUCUCUCUCUAGACACAGCAGUGGACUUUCCAUACAUUUUUCAUCAAUAUUGAGAAAAGGGGAAUGUAAUUAAUCUUUGUCCGUAAGCUUGUUUUGUAUGGAAUUACAAAUGUCUGUAGCAGAUAUUCUCCCCAGUCAUUGUGGUUGCUCCAUGAUGAAUUGCAGCAGAGGAAAGGGUUUUUUACACCAAGAACAAUAAAGAUGUGAAUUUCUCUGUCUAAAGAGGUUGUGUAAACAGCAACUGGAUUCCUCCUUGAAAACACAGGAUAUUCAAUGAUAUUCUAGUUAAUAUCUGAUGUACAAUGUUGAUCCAGGGAGAAAAUCUGAAAGCUGUUUUUGUCGUAAAAUUGCACAGGGCUUCAAACUAGGUCCUCCAUCUUUUUUUUAAAAAUGUAUCAACAGCUGAAACAUGUUUUUGAAAGGCUUGCAUUUUGCACUGGUCCUGAACAUUUUAUUAAACCUGUGUUACAAUGCAUCUGUAUAAUGUACAAGGUGAUACCCACGAUCAUGAGGGUUAUUGGGGCAAACUCUCCUCCUCUGCUUUGUAGAACACAUGUAAAAGCUAUCAUUUGUCUGGCCAUCCACUUAAUCUUGUGUAUUUAUUAUGGUAGCGCCAUGAAAUAAUCAAUUAAAAAAAUAAAUUUAAAAAAAGUGGUUUACUCGGUUGUAUUUUAAUGUGGACAACAUGUUUGCCUUUGCUUUUUUAUUUUUUAUUUCCAUGAAACUUGAAAUCAACAGUCCCUAAAAUUGUUAUAAUAAAACAGGAAAUUCUGAUACCAUUAGAGAACAAUUUGUUUGCCAAAUCUCUUAUAUCUGUGUCUCACUAAUGUCAAUAUACUGCUUUAGUUGCAAUGAUUACCUCGGGCUAUCCCUGAGUGUUCACUGUACCUAAUGAAGUAUUGGCUACACCUCGCUGACGAGGCCCAAAGAAGGCCUUGUUUUCUGUAUCUCUCAUGCAGAGGGAACUUGCUGCCGUUUCGGGUCUGAACUGCCCUUAUUGGUUGGAUCAGUCUGAUAUGAAAAUAUUUUAGGUUCUCUCUGUGAUUGCAUAGGUGAGCAAAAACUAGUUUUAUACCUGAGCCGGCACUAACCUGUGGAGUUUCUCUAAGCUUUAAUCCGUUCUCGGUUCUAAUGUUCUUUGUUUUCAUUCCCCUGUAUACAUUGAUGGGAAGGAGAUCUGAAUGAGAUAUUCUGUUGUGAUUAAUUGUUCUGAGGGAUUUCCCCAUUUCCUUAUGAAAUAAUGUUAUAAAAUAAGUUUAGGUGGUAUUUGGCUCUGACACACUCAUACUUUUCCUCACAGCUAUAAACUUUGUUAGAAACUUUGCAGCCAAGGUCAUUUUUUUUUUUUUUUCCACGAGGUGGAAUUUCCAGAUAAAGCCAAAAAAUAAAAAAAAAUACCAUAAACUAUUAUCUGUUUCCACUCUCCUUUGGCCCAAUAAUUAGAGUUAUGAACUACUUGAUAAAUGUAGGGCUUCCUACCAACUUCUUGGGAUUUCCCUACCCCUCCGCAUCACUUUGAGUGAAGGGUUGCAAAACGUUUUUUUUUUUAUUCUUAUUUUAAGAUGUUAUUUACGAAACAUACUUUAUGACUAUUCAAAAGUUUGGAAUAAUAGGACACAGCCAUUAAGACUUUUAUUCUAUAUUGUUCUUUUUGUCAUAUUCUCAGCUGAUACUAAUCUUACUAAUUCUCAGCUGAUACUAAUAAAAGUUAAUUUAUUUUUAUUGUUCGUGUUCUUAUUGGUGCUUAGAUUACCUUAUUGGUUAUGUGGGGCAGAUGUGUGGCAUUUGCCUCCCUCUGCCAAUCAGAUGUAUUGGGCACAGCAUAUUGGGGAUGUGAAGACCUUCUAUAUUCAAGGGAAGAGCUUAUAGUCUAGUGUUUGUCAGCCUGACAGCCAAAAAUGGUGUAGUUUCAGAAUGAAACAGUCCAAACAAAGUGAGUCAAUGCACCAAAACUACUUCAUUGAGAUUAAAAUGGUUUUGGUGCAGAGUGUCUCAUUAAUAUAUUGUAUAUGCAUAAAUUCCCAAGAACAAAAAGUAGAUGUUCUAUAUUUUCCUCUUCUUUUGUAUAUAUUUUUUCUUUUUUUCUGUCCAGUACGAUUUUCAUGAGUCACUGUUUUAUAUAUUUACCAUAAAUUUCUCUUCUGUGAAAGGUCAACUUUAAGAGACCAAGUGGGAACCAAUGAAGUUAAGUUCUAGCUGUGGCAGUGUCUGAAUGCUACAUUCUUUCUAAAAGUGUUUUUGGUACCUCAGAAGAGUCAUUUAUUGUGGGUCUAUUACACACGUGUUUCCCAAUAUGGCUUCAAUAUGUAAUAGCACAAUUAACUGCCACGGAGUUUGAGAAACCAUUGUUCUCUCUGCGUACUGAUUAGACAUGUGCAUUCGGUUUCAAAUGAUUUAUCUGAACAUUGGGCGAUCGUUUAACCAUAUGACAAGAUCACAAAACAAACUAAACCAGGACUGAACGAGCAUUUGUGAUUCUGAGUUCCGUCUGUGGGGUCAAAAAAUAAAUAAAAUUGAUCGAUGGUUAGAACACUGCCACUAGUGGUUGAUUUUAAUUAAACAACAAGUGAGAAGGAACCGGUAGAGUGGGGAAAAGGGGAGAUGCAAUUAAAAAAAAUAAAAAUACAUCUACACUUUAUAUAGUAUAUAGUGUAAUAAUGUAUACAUACUUUUUUUUCUGCUUCUCCUUUUUUCCCUCUAUUGAUUACUUCUCUUCACUUGAACUGUGAACCAUAUGCCGCAAAAAUUUCCCUACUAGUGUGCUUCAGAAUAAAUACAUGAUAUUUUGGUGCUUUUUCUUCCAAUUUGCAGCGUCCAAAUGUUUUUCCCGAAACAAUUGCACUGACAAAAUGUGUUCAAACUAAAAUUUAUGGAUGAGAACCGAAUCGCCCAAAAUAUUUGUGGAGAAAAUUGAGUAGGACUAACCAAUUUUUACACAAUGCACAGGUGUAAUACCAAAUACUUUCCCCAUAUCAUGGUGUAUUGUUCAUCAUAUUUGUUAUCCAGUGUUGUAGUUGGAAAAGAGUUAAACUGAACCAAUACCAAAUCGGUUUUAAUGACAAAAAUGAUUGGGAUAUUUUGCUCUCCCCCAUUCUGAUGUCAGCAGUUCAUUGAAUGAAUCCCAGAAAUUCAGGAAGGCAGAUGUUUUGUAGAGGUUUUUUUUAAUGCCACUGGCAGCCUGGUUCAUAACUGAACACUUUGGUCCCAUGUAUGUUCAUGUUAUAAAUAUAUCUGGUGGGCUUGUUAGGAAUAUUCUAGAAAUAUACAUCUAGACAAUGUUUAAUGGAGCAUACAGCUGUAAUGUAGCAAAUGAAAAUUAAAAUGCCUAUUUUUUUUUUUUUUAAUUCUUUAUUUUCUGUGCAUUGAGAAAUGUGACAAAAGCAUAACAUACUUGAGCUGCCUUUUCAACAUAGGCAGAUUAGUAAAUAACAAUUGUUUUGCCAAGGCUCUGGAUCAGUCUAUACGUUUUACACUUAUAACAUAUCAGGAGCAUAGGAUUGGCAGCAAGUGUGUAGUAUAAGUCUUUUUGUUCUAUGGUCGAAGGAAUUAGCUUGCGUCCUAGUAGUCAGGAAGAACUUGUGGUCAUGUUUCUGCACUUUUUCUGGUUUUCUAAUGUGUCGAGUGUGCCCAUGCGGUAGGUUCCCAUAGGGUGAACUGGUUGUGAGUGAUUGUGUCUAUGUUGCUUGGGUCCUGUGAAUGGUUAAGUGGCACUCCUCUCUGUUGUUUGAGGGAGGGUGUUGGUGAUUGUAAAGUGCUGUUGUUCGUCGUCGGUUAAAAUUGUAUAUGUGCGUCUGUCUGUGCCUGAGUGUGGGUUUUGUGUCGCGCUUGCUAUGCUUGGGUUAGUAGGUAGUGUUGGCCCUUAACCUAAGAGGGUAAAAUGCCUAUUGUAAUGAUAAAAAUAUAUAAUCUGUAAAAAAAGAAAAAAAAAAAAAAAAAAUUUAAAAUUUUUUUUUAAAAAAAGUACUAUAAUGUAAUGGUUGAAUAAAUACUUUGCAAAUUGCAAACUUUAGUUUUAGGUUGUGGAACUUCAUUUUUUUUUUUUUUUUAAAUCUAUAAGCACAUCUGACAUCCUGACUUUUAAAAACACUCCUUCACCUGAUAUGUUUUUCACACUUAGUCUCUCCCUUGUCCUCCCACAGACCUCAUGGAGUCCCGCUCAGCUCGUUCCUUCACCUUUGGAUUUAACACCAGCGAUUACCGGAUUCUUCUUCUAGAUCAGGACCAGGACCGGAUGUAUGUUGGGAGCCGUGACUACCUGCUGUCACUGGACCUUGGAAACAUCAACCGUGAGCCUUUGAUUGUAAGCCCAGGAGACCCCAUGGGAAUGGAUGGAUCUGUCUGAUAAAGCACAUGCCUGGGGAAGCACAGAAGGUGCACCUAGUGGGGUAUAACAUGCACGUAAUGCAGUACAUCUGCAGACUGAUAUCAUGUGGGAGAUAGAGACUUCAUAGAGGGGGUACAACCAUGCACAUAGGCUAAUUUGCACUUACCGGUAAUACAUUUCAUGAUCCUUAUUGGAAUUUUUUUUUCUCCUCCUCUCCUCUCUAGAUUCAUUGGCCAGCUCCUCUAAACCGUCACAAGGAAUGCCUCAUGGCUGGGAAGGGACGUGCUGUGAGUAUUUUUUAGAACUUUCUUGUUAAGAGUUAUAUAUACACUGCACACACUUCUGAGAUCAGUUUAAACUCUUAAUACCUUCCAUCAACCUCUCAUUAGCUACUUCAUUUUAAAAGUCAGAAAGGGCUCAAAUAUUUUCUCUGUAAUAGUCACAGAUCUGUUUUAGUGUAUUCCUAACUUGAUAUCCAGCGAGCUAUCUAAAAUGAAAGGGUUUUCUGUAGUCUGGGGAGCUAUGCUUUUCAUGAUUGUUCUGAAAGCUAGGAUUCAUGGAGUGCAAAUCAUGUUUUCCCCUAAACUACUGCCAUGUAAUCUUACUGGUGGAGAAAGCACUAUACUUUUGAAACAACUUGUGCAUGCAUCAUUAAUGCCUAAUAUAAUAUGUAUAGUUUGGAGGAAAGACGAGACGGGGGGAUAUAAUAGAAACAUUUAAAUACAUAAAGGGAAUCAACACAGUAAAGGAGGAGACUAUAUUUAAAAGAAGAAAAACUACCACAACAAGAGGACAUAGUCUUAAAUUAGAGGGACAAAGGUUUAAAAAUAAUAUCAGGAAGUAUUACUUUACUGAGAGGGUAGUGGAUGCAUGGAAUAGCCUUCCAGCUGAAGUGGUAGAGGUUAACACAGUAAAGGAGUUUAAGCAUGCGUGGGAUAGGCAUAAGGCUAUCCUAACUAUAAGAUAGGGCUAGGGACUAAUGAAAGUAUUUAGAAAAUUGGGCAGACUAGAUGGGCCGAAUGGUUCUUAUCUGCCGUCACAUUCUAUGUUUCUAUAAUGCCAUGUUAUUUAAAACGGUCUUCAGGAGCCAACUGCAAAUCAGAAUUUUAUAGUAUCUCUGCUUUAGGUUGGUGUGGCUCCUCCGUUUUCAUUGUGACACUUGUGCAUUGGUUGGGGAUAACCGCAAACUGUUGGUGUGUCUCAAGGACUUUUUGGAAGUACUUUGACGAAAAUUACCUGUGACACACCCAGCCAUCUAAAUAGUGAUAUUUGCUAUAAACCUAAUCAAUAACAUGCCACAAGAUGAAAUAAGUCACCCACAUUGUUUCUUAGAUAGUGUAACUUUAUUAUGCUAUACAGAGCCCAAUAUAUUUGUCUCCCAUCUCUGAUAUCUGCAAUUGUAUUUCUUUACCUUUCAUAUUUACCAUCACAGGAUGAGUGCUACAAUUACCUACGUCUCAUUCAGCCACUGAAUCGAACACAUCUGUACGCUUGUGGAACAGGAGCCUACCAGCCACAGUGCGCGCUCAUCUACAGGGGCUGGAGGUCCGAGGUAAUGAAUGAGUGCCUUCUCACCAUGCUCCCAAUAAUGAACCUGCAGCUAUAUUUUCUUAUAUAUUACUAGUUUGUUCACAAAGUGUACAAUACUGAGAUUUCUGGAUGUGACUGACAUUCUGGGGUCGAGAAGGAAUUUUUUUUCUUUUUGCAAAAUUGGAAAGUGCAUAAAACUUUUUUUUUUUUGGUGUUUGUUCUUAUUUGCCAUCUUUUGGAUUAACAGCAAAAACAGAUACGAGAAAGGCUGAACUUGAUGGAGACAUGUCUCUUUCCAGCCUAUGGAUCUAUAUAACUAAAAUGUAAUUAUAAUGCAGAGGAACUUACCAGCAAGGGUCAAUCUGACCAAGUCUUUCAUUUAUGCAUGUACCGGGGACUUGCCACUUGGGAUCCAGAAAGGUAGUGGCCAGGUUUUGUUUAAACUGAAUGGUCCUAUAAUUAAAAAAAAAAAAAAAGUGGAUCGAAGAAUCUUUACUUUUGCUUGAGAGAAAACUGAGGUCAAUUAAUUCUUGCUUUAGCACUGUUUAGUUAUACUCUGACUUGUAAAAAACUAAAAAUAAAUUUCUGCAUCCGAUCUAUGUUUCCAUUUCCUCAGGACUAUGUGUUCCGGAUUGUCUCAGGCUCUAUUGAGUCAGGGAAAGGGAGGAGUCCAUAUGAUCCCAAGCAAGAAAACAUGGCAACAAUAAUAGGUGGGUUUGACUAUCAUACAGUGCUGUCUGUGUGCUGCUGUUUAUAUAGUUUAUAAUCUACAAUAAAUUAUUUUACAGACAGAGUAAUGAUUAUCUUUUUGUUCACUGCAGAUGGAGUGCUUUAUGCCGGCGUUCAAGUAGAUUACAUGGGGACAGAUUCUGCUCUUUUCCGCACAAUGGGGAACAAACCUCCAAUUCGAACAGAGCAAUAUGAUUCUCGCUGGCUGAAUGGCAAGUAACCUCAUCACCCCAAUAGACUUCUAUUUAUCAUACCUUAAUUCUUUAUAUUUCUUCAUAAUAUGCUGGUGAGAUUGUUCAAUGGAUAGCACUCUGAAAUACAUAGGUUACGGUGACUCUGAAAUGCAGAGUCACUACCUAAUUCUUGGCUAACUCAGCUCGUUAGCUUCUUGAUCCAAGGAGAUAUGACUGUCAUUUUGGGGUCAAGAAGGAUUUUUUUUCCUAGUUUGUUGCAAUAUUGUAAGUGCUUCAGACUGGGUUUUUCGCCUUCUUUUGAAUCAACAGCACAAACAUAUGUGAGAGAGGCUGAACUUGAUGGACGCAUGUCUUUUCAGCUAUGUAACUGUUGUACCAUGAUCAGUAAAAUGAAGAUCAUUACGUUUGAAAAUAACCUGGACUUCGAAAUGUAACUGGCCACUAGAAGCAAGCUACAUGUACCUUUUAUGGGCUAAAUACUUUGGCGCUAUUGUUUUAAAUUACAGCUCUUAAAUCUAAAGUCCUCCUACAGUGUUUUGGUACUUUAAGAGUUGUAACAUCUACAACUCUGGCACAUUUCUAUUUUCCAAAUUAUGACUUUAGUGCCUUAACUGUAUUGUUUAAAAUGCAACCCUUUAGUCUGCAAUUUUUAAUUGAAAUGGAGAUCUUUAAACCCUAGUUACACUGUCUCACCUGGCCCUUCAGUGUAAAAGAAAGUCACUGGAUGGUCGUCCGAUAAAUGAAGUCUUAUUUCUGGGUUCUAACCAACUCUUUGUUCAUCAGACUUUGAACCAAUGCCAUCUCCUAUUUCCCUUAGAGCCUUUGUUCGUGGGGUCGCUGGUGGUCUCUGAGAGCAGUUUCAAAGAGGAUGACAAGCUGUAUAUCUUAUUUCGCGAGAGAAGCCUUGAGGGAGAAAAUGGCCCUGCUGUGCUCUCUCGAAUUGCUCGUAUUUGCUUGGUGAGAAACAAUAUGUGUAACGCGAUAUACUCUUGCAUGCUUUACAAAGAGGCCAGUUUAAUGGAGUAUAAAGUGGGAUGUGAGAUGUUAGAAAGGGGCACAUUCUGUGACCUAGGUUAAUCCAGCCCAGCAGCACAAAUGGAUAUGCUUAUAUGAAUGAAACCCGUUUCUAUUGUUAGAAAAUAUUCAUAUUGCAGAGUGAGGGAUUUUUCUGUGUUCCCAAUCCCAACCAAUUUGUUGUCAUUUACAGGCUGCUGCUCAUCAGUUACGUAUUGAUGCAUUGAUCUAACAUUUGUACCACAGGCAAAGCUGUGAUAGUAAGAUACAUGCAAUCAGUACAUGUUAAAACCCUCAAAGGACCUAAUUUCUUUUAGCGUUGUUCACACAAACAUGUUUAAAUAAGUAGGUUUAGGGUUGUUGAUUCCUAAUCCUUUCAUUACCAAGAAAGUUUUGUUUGAAAUGUACUAACAUAACUUUUAUUUCAAACAUGGGAAUGUGUUGCUGGGAUAUAAAUCUAGGCUAAAACAUAUUUCUGAUAAGACCUUCAUAAAAAUUUAAAUUUAUAUGAAUUUGCACAGUUUUUUUUUUUUCUUAAUUCUUUAUUUUUGGUGUGCAUGAAAAUAUAACAAGUGGGCUUGUCAUGCCCCAACAGCUUUGACAAGCAUACAAACAUACAUUUAACAGUUGGUUGGCAUGUGGAAUAUUCUGCACCAUUUUUAAGAAAAUAGAAAAUAUGAUUCAAUACAUGCUGAUCUAAUCUGUAAACAUAGCAUUUGUCUGAGUGUAAUGAUGGUUAAGUAGACUGUCAGGAGGGGAAUAGAUGGCUAGACUGAGUGGUUGUUAUAAUGAACCCCUUAAGUUUUACUCUUGGAAACAAAGCCUAGUAUAUCAAAUCGCUUGGGAUUCGUAGCGUCAGCGUCUUUAGGGUGGGUAUAAGAAGCAAUAUAAGGGAUCUCAGAAACUACAAGAUAUAUCACCCGAAAGGGAAUAUACAAUACUUUGUGCCUUAUUCACGAACUUGUUGUUUGCAGAGUAAGGUUGGUGUGGCCAGAGUCCAGCUUCAACCAAUUCCCCGGCUUGGGAGGGAGCGCAGGCUGUCCAUGGGUAGUGCCGGGUAUGGGUCGGGCACGCAGGUCUCCCAGUUCUGGGUCGUAUCGAUGACCGACAUCGUGAGGCUGCAUGCUCGGGCCCUCUGUCUCGAGGCUAAGUCUCUGUGAGGUACUUGACAGCCGGAGCUUUUGCUGCGACGUCGCCGCUGGCGGCGGCUCCCCAGCCUCUGCAGCAUCUGUUGGGCAGGUAUCUUGGGGGCUGCGGCCUUGCCUGGAGUGGAGCGUCUCUUCCCUCCAUUCACGGCUCCGCUGGUGCAGUGGUGAUUUUCCCAUGUUCACGUGGGGACAGCUCGGCUUGCAUUUUUUUUGGUGUGGUGUGCUGGGCUGCAGGGUGUGCGUGCAGCUUUUCGUACGAGUUGUGCCAGAAUCGGGCAAAUGCAGCUUCCACACGCUGCAUAAUGUCACUGUGAGUCUCCCUUGCAGGUACACUGUUUGGUUCACCUGAUGUAGUUGCCGCCGCCAUUUUGGCUGCACCAUGUGCUCAGCUUCCCGUGUGCUGCGGUGUGUCAAGCUGUGGUGUCAGCCCGCGACUACCCCUCAUGUCGCUUGGUGCGGACUGAGAUGACCCCUGUCGGUCCAGAGGGAGGGGGGGGUAGAACAUGUCAGCCUCAAGGGACCAGUGUCCAGGUCAGUCAGCCCGGGGAGCGGCCGUCUCCCCGAUGCUUGAUCUCCAGCAGGCCUCAGGGCGUGUUGUCGGGUCCCCUUUCAUGACUGCUUCUUUCCAGUGGGCGAUUGUGCCAUUUUUGUUGGGGAUUUACCCCCAGAAAGUGUAGAUUAGAGCGGGAGCUGAGGUUCAGCACAACCGCUCAGUCUGGAUGCCAGGCUCCGCCCCUGCACAGUUUUAAUUACUCAUUUAUUUGUUCGCCCCUUACAGAAGUAUUUUGGGGAUGAAUAGUUCUUGACACUAUAUAGUAUCCCUUCUCACAGGUUCUGAAAUAUGAAUAAAGAGGCAAAAACAUACUUUUCACAUGGGUAGUAGUGAAGGUGUGACAGAAAUAAUGAUAAAUUGUAUAGGCUCGUCUGAGCAGGAUACUCCUCUACCUAUUGUUUCUGUAACAUUUUGUAAUUGUCUCAUUUAUUCUUAAAUUUACCCCUUUUAUGAUAUUGCAAAACGUUGCGGAAUAAGUUGGCGCUAUAUUAAUACCAACAAUAAUGAUGAUGAUAAUACCCUGUGUAUGGGUAUUUCAAAGGACCUGAUGGCAUUAUUAGCAAUACAGAUUAAAAAAAAUAGCAAUGCAAAUGUAAAAAUGUGUGUAUGAUAUAAUGCCCAAAUAACAUAAUUAGAUACAGUGAUAAAUAUAUGCUAUUGCAGCCUGCUGUAAUUCUGAGUGUUAUCAGAGCCUACCCUCCCUUACUGUUAGAAUGUUGCUUUGUUCUUUGAAGCUUCCCUCAUUAUAUAGGCAAUGGGGAGCUGUUAUUUCCAUUCCUAUUUUCAGAGAUUCAAAGGGUCAGCAUGAAGUCCUGGCAGAGAAAUAAAUUUCUCUCCAGAUUCGAAAUCAUUCUUGGAAUAUAAAGGAAGGUAAGUGGGGUUCGAGAGAGCGAAAGUAAAAACACGUAUACCUGAUUCUGGUAUUAAAGGGGGAUAAGAGAUUAAAGGUGCUGCUCUAACUAUUCAUCUUUUAAAGACACUUUGGCUAUAUGACGUGAUGACCUGUGCCGCAUACAUCUAUUUCAGCUUCAGACAAUGUGUUUUCAAUGUCAUUAUUUGGGAGUAUUCUAGAUCCUCAACUGGAAUGGAAAUGUAAUACUCCCCUCACUGAUAUGAAAUCUAUUUUUAGUAUUGACUUUAGAACUGUUCAUUAUAAAUAUUCUUGUUUAUUUCAUCUCUUUUUAGAAUGAUGAGGGUGGUCUGCGUUCUCUGGUGGGAAAGUGGACUUCAUUUCUCAAAGCCCGACUUGUUUGUUCUGUGAUUGGACAAGACGGAGUGGAGACAGCCUUUGACCAGUUGCGUGAGUAUGUCCAAUCCAUUGUCAAGGAGACUUGAAUGAUCCUUUCAGAUUUGAUGUUGCUCAAGGGUACAGCUAGUAGAAUUGGGAAGUGAAAAUCAAACUGACCGUAAUGUUUCAACCGGAGUUCUGGUUAUAUAAAAUAUCAUUUCCAAAGAUGUAGAAAUAUAUUUGCAGAAUGUGGGGGUUGGCAGAUGUACUGUAAAAAGCUGUCAACAAAAAAAACUCAUUCAUUAGCAUUUCACAGCCUUGCUAGUAGUACAGCUGUCUAUCCCCAUGUGUUCACUGUUUAGGGUUAAUUAGUUUGUAGAUUUUCAUAAAAAAUACCCUCUUCUGUUUCGAGGCUCUGGCUUUGAGCCUAAACCAGUCAGGGUAACUGUCAGCCUAGAACUUGCCUUGAUGUUGGUACUUGCGUUAUAAAUAGUUUUAUUUAAAAGUUCUCAUUGGUAUUUGAGUAUUGUGCUGGUAACUUUUUGCUUGUUUUUGUUUACAAUAUUCAGUCCCAACGUGUAUAGGCCGUGCAGCCUUCCAAGUGCGAUAAGAAUGUUGUUUGUUAAUAUGCGAUUCUAAAAGUCGUAAUAAUUCACAUAUAUUUGACCAUAUCAAGGUCUUUUUUUUAUUUUUAUUUUUUUAUAUGAAAGACAUUUAUAAGAAUUUAUUAAUUGACCCGUCAAGUAUGAUACACUGUUUUAGAGCUGUUGUAUAGUCCUAUACAAAAACACUACAGUGUGAUGUGUAUUAAAUACAAUAAAAGUGUAAUUGCUGCUGUGAUCACCUGUGGAAUACUCACACAAUCUUGUCUAAUUAGAGACACACAAUAAAGCAGGAUGAAAGUACGUACCAAACAUGCACAAAACAAGAUCACAGGAAUAUUUUGCUCAGGAUGCCUGUGUAAAUCAAAAAGGGACUUUUUAACAAAUGUGAAUGCACUCACAUUUUCCUGAGCCCAUAAAAAUGGCUCAAGUUAAAGUUGAAUUCCCAAGGAUUUCAUUUUGAAUUGAGACAAUUUGAUUAUUUUCCUAUUAUUAGAGCAAAAUAAAAAGAAAACCAGAGGCCACAAUACAUUAUCAUUUUAUAUAAUCCGUCCACAUAAGUCUGCAUCAUAUCACCAGUCAGUACCUACAUGUGAUUCAGGAAUGGCUUUCUGAAAGAGGAUACACCUUAAAGAACAACAGUCACCUCAAACCUUUUUUUAAAUAUAGUAAUCCUUAAAUCUAAUGUAGAAAAUAUAUAUAUAUUUUUAAAACUUUUUUUUUUAAUGAAGUAUAUGUGAAAAAAACAUCUCUAUGUUUAGUAUAUGACCCGAUACUACAGCCAUACACAUGCACCUUGGGCCAGACAGUGUUUGUGCAGUGAGUGAAGCAGGGAAAACUAUAGACUGUUGGUUUUCACUGUCUGACCCAAGCUGCAUGUAUGUGAUUUGGUUUAGCUAUUUAUUUGUUAAAAAAAUAAAAAAAUAAAUGAAAAUGUAUAAAGUAUAGCCAGUGAAAUGACAGGAUUUAGUCGAUUAGAGUUUGCAAACUUGAACCAGAGAACCCUUCAAGAGCUCCCCUCCCAAGAGGUCUAACCAUAUUGUUCUAUACAAAAUACAGAAAUUUAGGAGCUACAGGUUAUAUUUUUAUAGCAGUGACUUGAGUUUUAUCACUCCCUAGAUAUAUGUAGCAGAACAUUACUUAUUCUCAAAUUGUGUUUCUGUGUAGGUGACAUUUUCAUCCAGCAGACUCAGGAUAAACAUAACCCAUUGAUUUAUGGGGUCUUCACUACAUUAGGGUGAGAAAAUAGCCGAAUAUCAAUGUUUAUGUCAUUGUUCUAUUUCUGCUGUCUUUCACUUUUCCCUUUGUUUGUCUUAGUCAUGUGAGUGGCCUUUCUCAAGUGUCCUUGAUUUGCCUCACUUCCUUUAACGUUUCAGUUGUUGAUCUUGUUAGUUUGUGAAUUUGAAGUCUCUGUGCUUGUCUGUCUUGCGGUUUCCCUAUUGUCUGAUAUAUUUCUGUAGCCCUGCAGUGUGCGUUAUUGCUGUUCCUAAUGUAUCUGUCUCUGUGUCUGUCUCUUAGUUCAGUGUUCCGGGGCUCUGCCGUCUGUGUUUACUCUCUUGCUGACAUCCGUGCUGUGUUUAAUGGGCCAUUCGCUCACAAGGAGGGACAUGGGUACCAGAUGACUUCAUAUUCGGGGAAAACACCGUUUCCCCGCCCCGGAGCGGUGAGCCACAUGACCAUCUUACUUAAGAAACAGAAAGGGAGUUUUAGAGUGAUAUGUUGAUCAGUUCCUACACAAACAGACACCAAAUAGUUGCUCCCUAGCUAAUUAUUUUUAGAACCCCCUAACCCCCCACCCCCCACAUGAGCUAAUGCUGUUAUUUGUAGAAAUAGUAACACUAACUCCAAAUUUGAAGCUAAAAAAAGCACCUUUUACUUUGUAAAAAAAUUAUUUUUAACGUAUUCACUGCAGAAUUAUCCAACAAUGUUAUAAAGGGGAACCGUCACUUCUCUGGAAAUUACACAAUAGAAAAACCAUUGGAAAUCACCUAUUUCUCAUGUGCUGCUCAAUCAAAUUUGUAUUAAAGAUUUAGCAAUUGACAGUCCAAUCACAGUCCAGUUCAGCCUAGGCACUGCUACAGAAACAAUGGAGGAGAAUUCUCAAAGUAUCUGGCCCUUUUACUUUUCUAUUUGGAGGAUGUAUAUCUAUCUCCAUAUAGAAAUGUGUAUAUAUUUGUUAAAUUUUUGGACUCUUUUUUUUUUUUUUUUUCUUCAAGUGUUGAUUAAUUUGUGUCCUAUCAAUUUUUAAUAAAUACCUUUAUUGGCGAUGCAAUGAUUUUAUCAAUCUUUCCACCACAUUUUCUGACAGAAAGGUGUUCUUUUUUAAUUCUCCUUUUUUGCCACUCUAAAUUUGCCUUCUGAAAUUGAAAUUUCUGUGAAGACUGCUAAAUUUUUACCAUAACGCAAACAGUCCCUUUUUAUAUUAUUUUUAGAACACUUUAAUAAAUGACAUCAAAAUAAUGAUGUGAUUUAAAGAGACACUCCACUGCCCAAAUACAAAAUAAACACUGUUUGGUAAAUAUACCCCAAAUAAAAACUUGCGUGUAUUUAAUUAUGUUUUUUUUUCAUUGAAGUUAUUUAUAAAAACAGCUUGCAAAACCUGCAGUUCUCAACCCUGCUGUCUUUGCAAGACCUCCCCUUCUAACCCCAGGGAGGCUUUUCCCACUAUUGCACUAUUUCCAAAAUGAAAAAAGAGGACAAACUCUUCACACACAAAGCUUUUCAGCAAGCUAAAGUACUUUAAGGGUCUGUAGUGUUCUUUUACCUGCCACUUUGAUAAAUGUCUUCCAUUGUGUUUUUAUUUUGCCUCCACUUACUUAUGUUCAAUGGCAUAAAAAGGCAGAGCUCAUAACCAGGAUUGACCGGGAGCCAGGGUGGAAACUCUGGGUUAAGGGAUAACAUUGAAUACAGCAGUGAGGAUUUUCAAUUUUUAUUUUGGUUUCCAAUCACCACAAACACAUAUUUUGUUAAAUUUAGAAUGUACAUAAACAUAGUUUUAUUCAUAGGAAGUGACCGUUUCACUGUAAAAUAACACCUGCAUUUGGGUUCCUAUUUAUAGAAAUUCCAGUUGGGGGGGGGGGGUGGUGUGUGUGUGUAUAUAUAUAUCUCUAUCUGAGUGGAAAUAAAGUCUAACUUAGGACAAAAAUAUCCACUUUUUUACCUUUCAAAAAUGUAUUAUUUGUACUUCAUUGUUUCUUAUCAGACACCCGCUCUAAAAACAUCCAUUUUUGUUUCUUCUCUAUUUUUUUCCCAGUUUAAUUUGUUUUUACUCUAAUCUUCCCUUUUGCAUUGCAGUGUGCAGGCGGCUUCUCUGUUCCAGGAAUUCGCUCCAGUAAACACUUUGGGGAGGAUGUGCUGAGGUUUGUGCGCACUCACCCUCUAAUGUACAGCUCUGUGUACCCUGUGAAUCGCAGACCCCUUCUCUUGCUCUCCGAUGCUACGUACACCUACACCAGCAUUGCUGUGGACUCCGUGCCUGCUGCUGAUGGGGAAUAUACAGUUCUUUUCUUGGGCACGGGUAAGGGAUAAAAGCCACCUUUUAAAGAUUACACAUAACAUUUUUCAUCAUUGUAAUGUGUUUAAUGAUUACCCAAAGCAUCCGUUACCUUUUUGUGCAUGUGCAGUCUGUUGGGUGACCAUGAAAAUUAAGCAUCUCACCUUCUUUUGUUCCUUAGAUCGUGGUACCAUCCAGAAGGUAAUGAUCCUGCCACGUGCCACUGAAGAGACAGAAGGGCUUAUCCUGGAAGAAGUGGAGGUUUUCAGAGUAAGAGAAACUUUCUAUCUGUGCAUAUUUAUAUACUGGUGCUUAAUCUGACCUCUAAAUAGACAACAUUUAGAGAAGUUCACAAUAUAUUCGGAAGCAAUGCAGCCAGUUUUAUUAUUACCCAAAAGUGUGUAUUUUGCAAUGAUGUGGGGCUGUUAAAAUCCACCAAUCUUUUGUCACUUUAAUUUCUAAAAGCAACAUUUUAUGUUCUCAUGAGGGCAGGGCUUAGGCAGAUACUUUGACUUUGUGACUGUCGUGAUAUGGGUUCCGUCCUGAAGGGGUUAAAUGCCAUUGGAAUUUUGAGCAAAAGGAUUUGGCAAAUAUAUGUACUUAAGGACACAAGAAAUUUCCAUCUUUCCCAAUUUAUUGUACCAACAUAUAUGCAGUGUUUUUUGUUUUUUUUUAGUUCUUUAUUUUUUGAUGUGCAGGUGAGUACAUUGCAAGAUCAAAUGCCACAUCGGCGUACACGUUUUUUUUACAAGACACACAGUGGCAUGAGUAGAAGCACGGUUUAUAUUAUGAUGCAUAAACAAGCGUGGCGUAGUUUACAUGUAUCAGGUUAAGUGCAAGCUGGGUACAUAUAUCUAAUGUGGUGUGUCAUGUUUGGGUCUGAAAGCUUGAGACAGUAAACAACAACCUCUGCUCAAGUGAGUAGAUGUGUGCUUUUAAGGGCUCUAAGGACACGACUGAGCAUCCGCAGUGCUACCGCAUUAACUGAAUGUUGACCAGGUGCUUAAGUUUCAGGCGUAGUCAAACUUGAAGAAAGAGUACAAACUAUAAUAACAAUGCAAACAAUGUCAUGACACGACUAGGCUGCACACCUUUCUAACUAGACAUGAGGACUAUGAGGUGACUACGUGCGCUCAGUAGUAAAUGUAUAUGGGCUGCUGAGAGUUAAGCUCUUUUUUUUCUUCCUUCCCUUUUCCCCUCCUUCCUUCCCUUGCUGUAUAUAAUUCAACAUUUAUAAUGGCAACAAAUGCAAUGCAUAAGACAGCGUAUUAAUGGUAAACUAACUCGAGUUUGUCAUGGCACGUAAGAUCUGAUGCACAGCUAAGUAAUUGUGUGAGAAGAAAGUUAACAAUAGGAAAAAAAAAGUAAAAGCCUGAGCCCGCAAAGACUUUUAAACUUCAUCUAGUGGUCAAGAUAUGUGGGUAACUCUGCCUUGUAUCACUAGCUAGACUGCUGGGUCUAGGUUGAUGGGUCUGUGCCUUGCUGGUCAGCAGGAAACCGCUCCCGCUUUUUUGUCGAGGGUGGGCUCCGGGCCUUGGUAGCGCUUGUCCGGCGGUUGCUGAGGCUGUGGGUUAGUGGGUACUGGGUUGUUUCAUGCAGGCGUUCAGUGCCUGCGUGGAAUUCAGGAGGGUAACAUCCCCUUGGAGGCCUGAAGUGCCCGUGUGAGCCUGGGCUGCGUUUUGGCGACCAGUCGGGGCCUUGAGAGCUUCGGUCUUAUUAUCCCUAAUCCUAAAACCAACUCAAUUCCUUACUAAAAACCUCACCCUAAUCCUAGCCGAACCCUAAUCCUAUAUAUAACCCGAAUACUAACUUUAUUAGUAGUCCUAACUCUAGCAAUAGUGUAAGGAUUGCCUCUGCUGUCAAGACUAGUUUUUAAAUCUACUUCUAAACCUAAACCUUAUACUAAUCCUAAACGUAAUAACAAUCCUUAACCCCUUAAGGACACAUGACAUGUGUGACAUGUCAUGAUUCCCUUUUAUUCCAGAAGUUUGGUCCUUAAGGGGUUAAUCUAAUCCCAAGGUUUUUUUUUUUCUCUGCUAAUAUCAGUACUGAUAAGAGCAAAGGGAAUUCUAAGCUAAAACAAUAGUGGUAUGUUGCACCAUCUACUGACUGUAUUCAGCAUUGCAGAUAACUGUCAUACUGAAAAAAGCAAUGCCAUUACACUGUGAUAGGUGCUGGGCAACUGACAAAGCCCAUCACUAAUCCAAAUGGCAAUGGGACAUGCAGGGAGACCCUGUCGAGUCUAUUCAGACCAUGUUGGUCUCCCACACAUAAGCUGUUACAGUGAAUCACUGUGGCUGAGCUUGAUCACUCACCCAAGGUUUUUCUCAAUGCAUUUAAAUGGCCAUAUGCAGUGCUCACAUUGAGGGAAGGGGGGCCCUCCGGUCCACUCGGAGACCUGGCCAGCGGGGGCUUCGCAACUUAGACACAUGGAGUGCAAUGCCAAUGGGCACGACAUCGACGGGACUUUGGAAUUGGGAAAAGGCCCGGGGUGGAGCAAAGAUAGGGUGGAAGAGAGAGCCUACAUGGGUGGCGAGACCCGCACGCAAAUGGAGGGAGGGACAUUCAAAUCACUCAACUGCACCUAUAUAAACUCAUCUUUCUAGGGAUGGGCGAGGGCACGGCAACAGAAAGCUUCCUAACAGAUCUAGGAGGCAGGCACUGCAUGUCAGUUUGACCAUUAACAGUUCAUCUCAUACCUAAUGGAGCCAGGUUGUUUACACAGAGGCUCCAUUAAGUAUGUACAUGUUGUUCUUUAUAUGUUAAUUUGUACCAUGUUUUUACGUUGACACCACAAAACCAUACAAAUCCUUUGGCGAGGAUACCUGCCACAUACUUUAAUUUUGAGCCGCUCAGUGAAGACUUGGGCCAUAUAACAUAUGUUACCAUCAUGUGUAAUCAUAGUUUCUGUAUUAUUCAUGGUGUCUUCUAUAUUUCUAUUUUGAGCCGCUCAGGGGAGAUAUGGGCCUCUGACUGAGGCAGGCUUUACUAGAAAGGCAGUGACCACAGGACGACCUGAUUGGGAGCGGACCAUGGUGGCCAUGGCUCACUUGGAGGUUCCUGACUUCCUUCUAUUCCCCCUCAGGACUAAGAGUCAUACUCAGGUGGGCAGGACCAUAAAAGCAAACCAUAAAAAAAUCACACCUCCUAAUUUCACGAUAGUCUCUAUUCACACUAGAGGAUUAAAUUAACCAGAAAAAAGAUCAAAUGUCCUCCAGGGCCGCACUUUAAGGAAUCGGCUAGGCCCAAGAUGCACGACCAUCAUUACCCCACAGGAUACAACAGUGACUAUCACGGGAGCAGAGCCAGAAGCACGGCGAUCCUAAUCCACAAAAGGGUACCCUUGCUGGUGGGGGAGGUCCAGACGGACAGGGAGGGAAGGUACAUAUUCCUGAAGGGGACGAUUGCGGGGAAGACAUACACAUUUGCUAACAUAUAUGCCCCUAAAAAGAGACACUACAGAUUCCUAUUACGAACUCUACAUAAGCUGAGAAAAUUUGCGGAGGUUCUGGUCCUAGGGGGAGACUUUAAUCUUACGCUAGACCCGAGAUGGGACUCCUCCUCAGGCACCUCCCACGUCCCGACCCAACACACAUCCAUGUUUCAAUCACUAUUAUCUACAAGCAAGCUCGUGGAUUGCUGGAGAGCCCACCACCCUGACGAAAGGGACUAUACAUUCUUCUCUCACCCACAUAACAUGUACACUGAAUAGAUUUCUUCAUGUCACAUUAUAAUCUCCCCCUCGUCCUACAAGCCGAGCACAGCAUGUCAACAUGGUCUGACCAUGCUUCGGUGACAGUCACACUCUCUGUCCUCUAUUCAGGCCUAAGGUAGACAAAUGGCGACUCAAUGAACAUAUACUGCAUGGCGACAUGGUCUGACCAUGCUCCGGUGACAAUCACACUCUCUCCCCUCUAUACAGGCCUAAGGUAGCAAAAUGGCAACUAAGUGAACAUAUACUCUCCCUACCGGAUGUAAAACCGGAAAUAGGGACGGUCCUCGAGGAAUAUUUCACAAUCAAUACACCAAUCAAUACACCAACACAAACAACCCCGACAAUACUCUGAGAGGCACACAAAAGUGUAGUAAGGGGCCACUUUCUGCAAAAGAGCGCCAUAAUGAAAAAACAGAGAGAGGCAGACAUGACCACCAUAUUAUCAGAAAUCUAAGAGUUAGAUGCCCUAUAUAAAGACAAACUAUCCACGCCCCAAGAAAGACUCCUAAAAACUACGGCGGGAACUGACCCAACUGCUCCAGACCAGAUACCACAGAGACGCAUUGAGGCACAAGGUGUUCUUCUCCUUACACGGGAAUAAGAGCAGCAGACUGUUGGAAAGGAUGCUGGUUAAACGUAGACAGAUGACUUAUAUUGACUGCAUAAGAGAUAACAAGAAUACCCUACAACGACUACCCUCCGUUUCAGGAGGUGAUACGAUGCUAUUAGGCAGACCUAUACUCCCUACCGUGACAAGACACAUGCAGCAGACAAACUGCUGGACUCCAUCAAUAACUACCUCGCUGUACACAUGCUGCCCUAUCUCACACCUGAGGAACUGGCCAUGGCAGUAAAGCAAAUUAAACCUGGCAAUAGCCCGGGCACAGACGGCUUGCCACUGUCCUAUUACAAAUACUUUGCAGACAUACGCUACACACCGCUCUUGGCCACAUAUAACGCCAUUAGGGAGAACCACAGCUUUCCAAAGCAAUCCCUGAUCGCACAAAUCACCAUUCUCCCUAAAGAGUGCAAGAGCACUGUGGAAGCGAUCGACCUAUAUCUCUAAUAAUUUGCAAUCUCAAAUUAAUGGCCAAAAUCCUAGCCACCAGACUACAAAUUCACAUACCCACACUGGUGCACCCAGACCAGGUGGGGUUUGUGAUGGGGAGAGAGGCACGAGAGAACACCAUGCGUACCCUUACAUUGAUGCACGGAAGAGAGAGGCUGCGGAGGCCUUCUCCUCCUAUCUACAGACGCGAAGCACCACCCAGGGCCAUGGGGGGAGAGAGAGACUGCUCCUCAUACAGAAGAGCCACCUUAUGGGUAUGGCAUCUUACCAUGGGAAAACACGGAGAAGGCCUUUGACAGGGUUUGUUGGAAAUAUUUAUUCUGGACUCUAGCACACGUCAAUUUGGGCCUCAAGAUGCUGGGAUGGAUUGAGGCUUUAUAAAUGCAACCCACCUCCCAGGUGGUGGUUAAUGGGGCGCUGACUGCCGAGUUUCUCUUAAAACCCCACAGUCAAGCUAGGUCUUUAAUCUGUAUAUUCACUAAAGGGCACCCAUCAUCUGAAAUCCAGCAACCUCAGGGCAACCAACACAUAGUUUUGUAAAGAUUGACACUUACAUAACAUUCACUCGUGAAGGUUGUGGAAUCUGAGGCAUUAAGUACACCAGAUAUAUGAUGGUUAAUGAAACAGCUGUCUCAUUGAAAUAUUACAAUGUGUAACUGCCAACAAUGUUUGAAUUGUGGGCAUAAUUGCAGCUUAUGUUAAACCUUGCUGCCGUGGAGUUUAUCUAUGAGCUUAUAUAUAGAAUGACUUUCUUGUUUGUCCCUUUCCUUGUUUCUAUAUGUUUGAGCAUUUUGCAGCUUAAAAUAUAACUGGUAGGGACUUCUUUAAGAGACUCAUUCUUCAUUUUAGCUCCUUUCCUCUUCCCAACCCCCCCCCCCCCCCCCCCCCCACUAUCAAUCGUGGAUAUAAAACACUGAGGUGGACAUAGAGAGGGAGGAGUUGAGGGCGGAAUGGCAUUAUGAAUGCAUUGCCCCCACAGCUGGACGGUCACACGUCCACCUUCUACUAUGGAGUUGAGCCAGGAUGAGGAUGGGAGGAUGCGAUCAAUAGGAGGGGAGGCGUUAGGAGUGGUCAGUGUGAUCGUCACCGCCCAGCACAGUCCGCAUCUGUACACCUGAUUGCAGUUUCACAGAAUCACGAGGCAAGCGGGUGAUUGGCCCGUUGUGAUAUUUAUACCCUCUCCAUAUGGAGGUAAGGUUAUCCCCUGACAAAGGUGCAGUGAUAUGCACUGAAACGCGCGUCGGGUUCUGUUCUUUUUCUCACAUACUUUUUUAUUUGCACUAUGGAGGCACAGGGUGGUUUAACACAUUUUUGUUGUUUUUUUGUUUAGACAUUUUUGUUUGGGGAAAUGUCUAGAGGGUUAAUGACUCUGCAUGAUGAUGGUUAGGGACAGCGUUAGAACACCCAUGAAGGUGUUUGUUUAGGAGCAUCAGGGAUAUUACCCAGGUAUGUAGACUGACUGACCGCAGAUCAGCUCAAUUGAAAUUUAAGUUCCUGCUCUCUUUUUGCCUUUUAGCUGUCCUGUAAGCUGUCUUUUUAUCCAGCCCUAUUACAGCCAUAUGUCUAGGAGCUGAGCUUGUGAAUUUACUCUUUACCCUCCAGACUUUUGAGUAUCAACUCUUUUCACCAUUUAGGCAAUACUCCCACUGGAGCUUCAGAGCCCGUCUUUGUGACUAGGUAUUGCAUUUGUAGUAUUGCCCUUGGGUUUAUUUACCCAUGCCAGGGAGAAGAAUUGAUAUUUGUUUGCUGCUCUAUGGCUUUGAAUUGGCAUUGUCUCCAGAAGUAUACUUUUUAUCGUGUACAUUAAUAAAGUAGCUGUUUUCAGAUACGAUUGGAGACUUUUUACUGAGUAGCAGAGUUUGUCCCUCCCCUCUCAUCUUUGUCUUAUCCCACUGAUUAACAGGUUGCAUUUAUUCUGCUAUUUGCUAUUUACUUUUCCCCUUAUCUAAAAAAACAGCAGAGAGUCCCCCCCUCUUGCUUUGGGGUGACCCUCUUGGAUCUGGUACCACCAUACUGACCACUGUGUGUGGUUCUCAACUUUGUUUGGGGUUCACACAGUAAUUUGUAUUCAUAAGGCCUGCCAUCUCCUGCAGAUAAUGGAGUGGUCCAAACAAAAGGUACACAAACCAAGGAAACAGGCAGAGGAGAGCGAAGCGGGCAUCCCCAUUGCUUUGCUGCCAUGGCUUAAUAUACUCUUUACUACUGACACAUACACCUACUGAACAGUCAAGCUUCAUGGGGAAAUGGGAGACAGUCCUUGACUGCACAUUUGACAAGGCAGAGUGGGAAAUUUUUUUACCUCACACACCCUUGUUCCAGCUUUAGCAAAACACAGGAGACCGCAUACAAACUGUUAACCUUUUGGUACCAUGCUCUCUCAACACUACACAAGAUCACCCUGGACCACUCCCUAUUAUGCUGGAUAUGUGUGAUGGGGAGAGGCACACUACUCCACAUAUGGUGGGAAUGCAAGAAGAUCCUCCCAUUCUGGAAGGGGAUAUAUAAAAUGCUAGUUAUUCACGGAAAGUCCACCCCCCUUCAAACCCUCAGAAAUGCUUCUACAUCACACCAAGGCCACUAGGACCCUCUCUAAGAAAUCUAUCAGGAUCCUCAUCCUGAAUAUUGCCAAAUUAAUAAUCCCACAACACUGGAAAUAACCGGUAACUCCCCCACUGAGGUCAUGGUUCUCCCAAAGGGAGGAGCGAAGAUCAAUGGAGGACCUACACACCAAUUCUAUUUAAACACUUGGACAUAAUGGCUGCUGACAACGAAACCAGACUUUGCUGACAAACUACAGUACUGAAUGACAUGGAAUGACCACGAAUUUAAUCACAACAAAGACGCAGCAAACGGACGACUCCCCAAGGGGCAAUGGUUUAAAAAUAUCAGGAGGUAUUACUUUACUGAGAGGAUAGUGGAUGCAUGGAAUAGCCUUCCAGCUGAACUGGUAGAGGUUAACACAGUAAAGGAGUUUAAGCAUGCGUAGGAUAGUGCCAGGGACUAAUAAACAUAUUUAGAAAAUUGGGCAGACUAGAUGGGCCGAAUGGUUCUUAUCUGCUGUCACAUUCUAUGUUUCUAUGUUUAAAUUUUUUUGAGUGUGUUUGCUUUUUCGUUUAUUUAUUUAUUUUUUUUUCACUAAAGUUUGAUAGUGCUUUAUAUCUGGUGUGCUAUACUAAAGCUCACUGGAAAAUAAAUAAACUGUGAACUUACCUUAUUCCAUGUUUUAUGACCUUUCCAUGCCUGAAAAUGAAAAGAGACACUGUGGAUGGGCCACUUGCGUUUUAACCUGCCAUAUAAGAUAUGUUACCAUCAUGUGUAAUCAUAGUCUCUGUAUUAUUCAUGGUGUCUUCUAUUUUUCCCUUUCUCUGACAGACGUCCUCUCCAAUCAAAAACAUCAAAAUAUCAUCAAAGAGGGUGAGUUAUGUGACAUUUUGCAUAAUGCACAAUUAGAUUUUACCGAUUCAGUCCAUCUUAAGUUGCCCAAUAAUUGAUCAUUUAAAAAAAAAUAAUAAUAAUAAAUCUAUAUAUAUAAAAAAUUUUUUGCUUGGUUUAAUCUUGGCAGCCAUCUGUGUCAUGGUGCAUGACAAAUUUUGGUCAUGCAGAUUUUUACGGAGACCUUAAUAUUUUCGCUCCAGAACCUUCAGCGAUUUUGAGCAUUAUAUUAGGACUUGGAUUCUAAGUCUAAGGAAGAAGAACGUGCAAAUGUUUCUAUAUGUACAUGUACCUUGUUAUGGGCUCUAUAAAUCCAUUUUUGUUCCAAGGAAUUAGGACCAUCCUGAGCUGUUCGAUAAACAUCUGUAUAACUAAAACUUGUCAUGUGCCAUGGCACAAAGAUAGCUGCCAUAAUUAGACCACCUUCGGGUAAAGCAGUGCUAGCCACAGCUACGGGAAUGUUAACAGAUGUCACAAAGGCUCUACAAUCUGAUACCUGUUUUACCAUACUUUGAAAUAUGUUCUACUGGUAUUUUACACCUGGGUGGUUAUUUACUAAAUACGGACUUAUGGAAAAUUCGUUAUGGAUGGGCAGACUUUUCCUUUAGUUUCCUUUGCAAAAGAUGUAAACCCAUAGCUAUAUGUAAUCGAUUUAAAGCCCAGUAUGUGUCAUGUUGUGAUAAUACUGAUAGUGUGGACUAACCUGCUCUCUUCCUGUUUGUAGCACCAGCUGUAUGUGUCAUCAGAUGUGGGCGUUACCCAACUGUCUCUUCACCGCUGCUCUGGCUACGGAGACUCCUGUGCAGACUGCUGCCUUGCUCGAGACCCCUACUGUGCUUGGGAUGGAAAGGCCUGUGCACGAUAUACCCCUUCACCUACAAGGUAAACGAUGGAAUACAUUCUCAUAAUGAACUGAAUCUCAAAAGUUAAUGUCCUUACAAAGCUUAAAUCUAGAAGGUCAAAGUCAGAAUGUCAGUGAUGUUUAUUCAUAUUGUGAGAACUUUACUCCGCUUCUUAGGUAAAUUAAUUACAUCAGUUGCUGGAUGAGUAUGUAAAACUUUAUGCCAAUCUAAAUUCCCAUCCAAACUCCAUGAAUGGUCUAACAGGGGCUGUUCAACCUAAAAUGUUUUACCUAUCUCCAGUUUAGUGAAUAAGUCAAUAAGUUCGCCUACAUAUAAAUUUUUCUGCUUCACUAUAUUGCAUUAAAACUUGACAUUUCUGCUUCGUUCCGAACAAUUUAGGAAUAGUGAACUUAAAAUUGAAUCGCACCAUUAAGGCUAAAUAUGCAUGCUGUAACUAUAGCUGAAUUGUAGAAUUUUUGUAAAUCAGCUCUUUUUUACCUACAUUUUGCAGUUUGAUUUUGAAUUCACUACAAUUCCAUGUUUAAUACGUAAACCUGUCCGUGUUAGAAGAGAGAGAUCCUUGGAUUGAUACAGGAGGACUGUGUAUUUCAAAGUAAUGCAAAAUGCUGUUUUACACACCUGAACGUUAAUACCGUUAAAUGCAGUACUGAAUAAAAUCAAAGCCAAUACACAAGAAAUCAACGUGUAGGUUGAAAUAGCUGAACUGACAAUUCAUAUUGUAGUGAAUAGCCCCAUUUCUUUCUUGAUAAAUAAAAUAUCUUGGAAAUAAAGACUGGUAUAUUGAAAAAGGUAAGCUUACUGCAUCUACUCUUUUUACUUCGAUUUUUGUAAUUUAUCUUUGCUUUCAGGAGAAGUCGUCGGCAAGAUGUAAAAAAUGGAGAUCCCCAUAGACAGUGCAGAGGAUAUAACACACAAAGUAAGUGUGCAGAUGGUAGAGUGGGUACUUCGUGAGAUGGAGGGAAGUGUCCAACGGUUUCAUGCUUUUGUUUUGUAGUGGAUCGAGGUGUCACAGAACGGAUGCAGAUCGGGGUGGAGGGCGGGAGUGUAUUCCUUCAGUGUGAUACACACUCUCCACUUGAAAGUGUCACUUGGCUCCUGCAGAGAGAAGGCACACAGCACAGAAAAGAGGUUUGUAAUUGGUGGAUAAGAUGAUAAAAUGUAGGAAGCGAAACAGUGUUAAAAUCAUUACAUUGUAUUAAGUAAGUUAUAUUAAUAGAGAACAAUUUGUGGCGGUGUUUCUAUUUCACGUCAAUAGCUCAAUGAAACUGAGGGGUGUAGGUGUGAAGAGAGUGGUCAUGGGGGAUAAUGGUGGGUGGUGAAGAGAUCCAUGGUCACUGUAGGUAUCUGUUGAAGUAAUAGCUUGGUGUGUUCAUUCCACUGUGCCCAUAAGUUUCAGGUUUCAAGAGAGAGGCAGUCAUGAUUUGGAAGUGUAGUGUAAAGGUUGUUUUUCAGUGUUUGGCGAUGACUUUCUUUGCAGCAGUAAGGAUAUGCAGGAUUAGGUGUUUGUUGGAGGGUCUAGGAGAAGACAUUGUGCAGUGUGAGGGAGUGCCAAACUGGUGACUGGUGCAAAAGCGAUCCAGAAGGGUUUUAGAGUGGGGCCACUUCAAAAAUAUGUGCAUUUAGAGACUCCUAGCAUGUUAGUGGCUGCUCUCAUCCAGUCUUCUUAGUGAAUUAUUAACUGGAUGUCUUUAUCCCAUUGCUCUAUGUGCAUUGGAGCUUGACGAGUAGCAGAUAGAAUCUUAACAGCAGAUGCUAGACCCAGACAGCUCUUUUGGAGUAUAGUGGGGGUGGAUUAAUCUAUGGUUGGGCCUAGUGGGUCUGCAGGACAUUUUUAAAGGGACACUAUAGGCAUCCAGACCACUUCAUCUCAUUUAAGUGGUCUGGGUUCACUUUCCCCUGAAUGUUGGGAACUCACAGACCUCUUUUCUUUAGAUAAGUACGGAGAAGAUGGUGGUUUACUCAAUGGAGCCACAUUUUUCAUUUAAAAGAGAACAUUUGGGUUUGGAAUAGUUUCAGUAAAGAGGUUGGGAGAUGUUGGAAGUGUACGAAAUAGAUAUUGGAGUAAAGGAAGGGCAAACAUGUUAAUAGAGUUUAUUCUCCCUAGCCAGGAAAGCUCCACUUUUUCCCAUUGUACAUAUAGGUUUUUCUAGUUGGUUAAUUAGUGAGUUAUAUAUUUUUUUUUUUUGUUGUAAAUAUAUUUUUAUUGUCAUUGUUUUCUCACGGUGAGACUCGCAGGUCUCUUCAAGCAUAGUAUAACUUAAAGCACAACAUGUGCCAGAACAGGUCUGGAAACAGGUAAAUAUUCGGGCUCGCAGGCCCACUUUAAUGACAGACUCGCAGGUCCCUGUUCAGCAUUACAAUGGUUAGGUAUCUUUUGUGUAAUAUGUGAGAAGGAGGGGGGGGGUGGCAGGGGUAUGCGGGGGAGAGGGUUGAAGAGGGGAGUGUGGGAGGCUGCAGGUGGCACAGGGGGUGGGUGGUGUAGGCUGUCGGGGUCAUUUGCGUGCGUCCGUUCAGUCAGGUGAGGCUUCUGUGUCAAGUCGGGCAGUAAAGUCUGCCUGUAUGGUGGUCACAAUCCAGUGUGUCCAGGUUUCCAUGUAUCUUUCAGUGGUGUUAGUCGUCCCUGAGUGUAACUCUUCUAUCGCCCUGAACUCUUCCAUUUGAGUGAACCAUGUCCUGAGAGGAGGGGUCUUAUCUUGUCUCCAGUAUUGGGGUAUAACCUGUUUGGCCACAUUGAGGAUUCUAAUAGUCAUGUACUUCUUAUAUCGGGAUCUGGGUACGGUCGUGUGGUGUAGGAGCAUUGUUGCUGGCUCCAAUGGUGGUGGUGCUUCUGAAAAUUUUCCUAGGAUUCUGUGGAUGCCCGUCCAGAAUGGUCUAAUUCUGUGGCAUUCCCACCAUAGGUGUAGUAUGGUGCCCUUUGCCUCCCUGCAUCUCCAGCAUAAGUCGGGGCGUGAGGGGUCUAUUGCAUGCAGUAUACUCGGGGUGCGGUACCAGUGGCUCAGCAGCUUAAAUGCUGUCUCUUGUGUCUUUGUGAAGGUAGAGCAGUGGUGUGUGAGGUAGCAUAUUUUUUCCCAUUCUGUCUCGGUAAAAGUCCUCCCCAGUGCGGUUUCCCACUUGCCCUUAAAGGCAGGAGUCUCUGUUGGGGUCUCCCUUUGUAGUAGUGAAUAUAGGCAUGAAAUGCUGUGGGGUAGGGGGUCUGGGUGCAUACAGCAUUCUUCGAAGGUAGUUGGGUUCCUAGCAUGGGCUCGUCCCCCGGGGAGGGAGUCUAUAUAAUUCGAUAGUUGCUUGUAUUUAAAGGAUUGUAGGAAUGUAGGGGGUACGUUCUCUAUCAGGUCAGAGAGUGCCUUCCGGCCCGAGUGCGUGUAGAUGUGGUGUAGUCUGGGGAUGGAUGUAUAGAUGAUGUCCCUAAAAGCGUUUGGGUCGAGGCCGGGGGAGAAGUCUUGAUUGUGUGUUAGGGGUAGCAGGGGUGAUGGGUGUUGGGUUAGUCCGUGUGUCCGAGACGCUCUAUGCCACACACGUAAAGUGUGCUGUGCUAAAGAGGAGCAGUCCCGGCCGAGCCCCCUCCCGGAGCACCACGGCAAGACCGAGACUGGUCCCGUCAUCUCCGUCUCCUCCACUGCUUAUGUACAUUUGAUUUGGUCCAUUCCAUUACUCUCUGUAAGUGCCCUGCCGUGUAAUAUAAGUAGAAGUCUGGGAUGGCUAGCCCUCCCCUCUCCUUAGGUUGUGUGAGGGCUUGGAACUUAAUCCGUGGUCUUUUCCCAUUCCAUAUGUAGCUAGCUGUCAUCGAGCGCAAAGUGGUAAAGAAAGUUUUGGGGAUUGUUAUGGGGAGCGUUUGAAAUAAAUAGAGUAGGCAUGGGAGGAGGUUAAUUUUAAUAACCUGGAUUCCUCCCAGCCACGAUAUAUGUGGGUAGGAACAGUCUGUUAGUUCUUUUCUGAACAUAUUUAGCAUGGGGGUGAAGUUUUCCCUGUAAAGGUCUCCCUUUUGUUUGGUCAGCCAUGUACCCAGGUAGCGUAUUUUACUUUCUGCCCACUGAAAUGAGAAACUUGCUCUUAGUGGGGAGGCUCGGCCGCGGGGCAGAUCAGCGUUCAGGAUAUAGGAUUUGGAGUAAUUUAUUUUUAGGUUGGAGAUGAUUCCGAAUGUUUUAAAGGCUUGAAGGAUGUUGGGGAGGGAGAUUUCUGGUCGUGAAACGAAAAAGAGGAGGUUGUCCGCGUAGGCGGCCACUUUGUGGUGUGUGUCCCCUGCCUGAAUGCCGAUGAUGUCGUGGUGCUGUCUAAUUGCAGUCAGGAAGGGUUCAAAGGCAAGCGGGUGCCAUUGAGUAUGGGGAAACUCUGUCAGUGCCCCGUUCACUAUCACGUGUGCCAUGGGUCCAUCGUACAUGGCCUCGACCCAUCUGCGCACGUGGGGUCCGAGUCCCACGUGGGCAAGGAUCUGGAACAGGUACUCCCAUCUCACCCUGUCAAAGGCCUUCUCUGCAUCUGUGGACAGCAGAAGGCGGCCCUCUGUGUCUUUUUUCUUGUUGUACAUGAGGGCAAGGGCCCCGUAUGGUGUUAUCCCUUGCCUCGCGGUUUGCCACGAACCCGACUUGGUCUGGGUGGACCAGUGUGGGGAUAUGCGGCUGUAGGCGCAUGGCCAAGAUCUUCGCAAGCAGUUUGAUAUCGCAAUUGAUAAGGGAAAUGGGUCUGUAAUUCCCACAGUGCUCCACGUCCUUGCCCUCUUUAGGAAUGAUGGUUAUGUGCGCUGUCAACGCCUGCUUGGGGAAGCGGUGGCCCUCUCUCACUGCGUUAAACGAGGCCAGCAUCGGUUGGUAUAGUUUGUCUGCGAAGCGUUUGUAAUAGCAGAGUGGCAGGUGCUAGUUCCUCCAUUGUGAUGGGCUCAUCUAGUUGGUCUGCGAUCUGUUUAUCUAAUGUGGGUAGUUUGUGUGUUAGCAUGUAUUGCUGGAUGGAGUUUCUUAGGUGAGUAGUUGCUGUUUCUGACAGAGGUUUGGGGAGCGAGUAUAACUCUGAGUAGUAGGCUCUCACUGUUUUCAGUAUCUCUGUUGGUAGGCGGCAUAGUGAGUCUUGUUUGUCUCUGUUUGCCGCUUUUGUUGCCAUGUAAGGAAAAGAAGGCCUUGUGUCUGAUCGCGUCCCUAUGGUGUUUAGAGUGGAGUAGUGAGGUCAGUUCACGUCGUAGCUGUAAUAGUCGUGUUUGGUGGGAUGGGUGUAGUGCUUGUUUAUGUAGCGUGUAUGUCCUCUAUAAGUUUGGUGAGUCAGGCGUCUUUGUUUUUUGAGUUCUGCUCCUUUUUGUAUGAAGUGCCCUCGUAUUACGCUCUUAUGUGCCUCCCACUUGAUCGUCGGGGAAUUGUCUUCGAGUGUAUUAUCUAGGAAAUAGUCCGUCAAGACCUUUCCGAAGUGUCACCUAGGUCCUGGCGUGACAGCGUGUAUUCAUUCAGUCUCCAUUUGGUUAUCGUAGGUCUGAGAAGUGGGGACCUAAGAGUGAGGGUGGUGGGGGCGUGGUCCGACCAGGUCGCCACUCUUAUGUCCGUGUCCCUUAUCAGGGGAAGGUGAUACUGCAUUGUGAGAAAGUAGUCUAUGCGGGUGUAUGUCUGGUGGGGGUGGGAGUAGAAAGUGAAGUCUCGCUUGUCUGGGUGGUGUGCUCUCCAACAGUCAACUAGUCUAUGUUUGGUCAGUAGGGAUUUGAUCGCGCUGAGAUGCUGUUUGGGGAUGUGUGAUGUACCUGCAGAACAGUUCCAGACCAGGUCCAUUGCUAUGUUUAAGUCGCCCCCUAUUAUGAGGACCCCUUCAGCGAAGGAGUGUAAUUUGUGUAGGUUACGUUUAAGAUAGCGUAGCGAAGGUGUAUAGGUGUUUGGCCACUGUGCCUUUUAUAAAGAGGUAUCUACCUUCUCGGUCCGUCAUGCUUGCCUUUUCUAUGAAUGGUACUUUUUUGUUGAUCAGUAUCGCCGCUCCUCUGGAUUUCCCCCCGUGGAAGUCGCUAUAGUACCCUAAUGGGAAGUGGUGGUUGGUCAGCUUGGGUCUGUCCCCUUCUCGAAAGUGGGUCUCCUGUAUCAUUACUAUUGAGGCCUUCCGUGCAUGGAAGUCCCUCAGUGCCCCUGUCCUUUUCUCUGGUUUGUUAAGCCCUUUGGCGUUUAUGGAAAGGAUGGUGAGGUCGCUCGGUAUCAGCGUCAUGCCAGUCGCUGUGUUGGUGCGUUAGGGUGGUCCUGUUAGUGUGUGUCAGGGGUCUGUCGGGUCGUCAGGUGGGUGGGGGGGUGGGGAAAGACAGGGGAACCGGGGUGGGGGGAGUGAGAGGUACACAGGGAGAGGAACUAUAUACAGAAAGAUCCUGUCACUCGAGAGUGACGGUUUAGGAACGAGCGUCAGAGGGCAAGGCCAGGCGGGGUCCGCUCGCCUCUCUACGGGCGCUUAAUCCUAUUGGGGAAAGCGGAGGAGGCCGGGAGUCCCCGCAUAGGCUCCGUCCAAGGGGUCCAGGGUCCCAGCAGUUCCGAUGCCGUUCGGUCCCGAACCUCUCUCGGAUCAGACCUCGCCCAAAGCCCUCGUCUCCCCUACAGCUUCAAGUAUUAUUAUUAUUAAGUGUGUAUUCUAUCCUCGUCCUGUUUUGUGGCGGCUGAAGGCCUCAAACGGGUAAAAUGUUUGGCUCCGCUGGGUGUCGGAGAGUUAUAUUUUUGGCCAAAUUAACUUCUAGGGAUUUCAGUGUGGUCUUUUGUCAUUCAAAUGGGUAGGUCUUUUGUCAUUCAAAUGGGUAGGUAUCCUGCACUGAGUUGACAAGAGGGAGAGGCCUACCGUGAGGGCAUUGGUUUUGGAGCUGUUGUUUUUAUAGUAUGACACAUAAGAUUCAGUGUAGUCAGCAGGGCUGUGUAGGAGGUAGUAGGGUUCAUAAGUGUGAGCAGAAUGUCAUCUGCAAACAAGGACAAUGUUUGUUUCAUAAGAGUGGGAAUCCCUGGGAUUAAGCGCUCUAGAGCCAGAAUUAAAAUUAGUUUUGAUAGGGCACAGCCCUGACUGGUUCCAUUGGAUAUGGGCAACGGGUCAGAGAUAAAGCCUGAGGUUAAAACUGGGGCAGAAGGGGCUGUGUAAACACUGGAAAUACUGUUUAGCAAUAUUUGGCAUACCCUCAUCGUUUAUAAUAAAAGAGUAUAUUUAAAAGAAGAAAAACUUCCACAACAACACGACAUAGUCUUAUAUUAGAGGGGCAAAGGUUUAAAAAUAUCAGUAAGUAUUACUUUACUGAGAGGGCAGUGGAUGCAUGGAAUAGCCUUCCAGCUGAAGUGGUAGAGUUUAACACAGUGAAGGAGUUUAAGCAUUCGUGAGAUUGACAUAAAGCUUUCCUAGCUAUAAGAUAAGGCCAGGGACUAAUGGAAGUAUUUAUAAUAUUUGGCAGACUACAUGGGCCAAACUGUUCUUAUCUGUCGUCACAGUCUACGUUUCUAUAAUGUUGCGAACAUAUACGACCAAUUGACCCUGUCAAAUGCCUUCUCUGUGCCAAGGGCAAUUAAGAAACUAGGAAUCUUUUGGUGUCUAGCAACCUCGAUAAAGUCGAGCCCGUGUCUUGUGUUGUUUGACACUUGCCAGUGUGAAACAAAGCCGGCCUUUUCUGGGAGAUGAGGAAAGAGAGGAGUUGAGGGAAAGAUCGAUCCUAGAAUAUUUUUUUUUGUGCACUGGUGAGAAGAAAAUAUAAGCAUAUUCUUGGGGACUGAGUUCUCUCCAAAGGUGGUGGAGCCCAAACGUGAACAGCAAGUCCCUUGAGAGCCCAGCAAUUUUACUAUGGGGUGUCUUGUAAAGGGCGGGGGUUUCCCUUUCUCUCUCUUGUGCCGCCUAGAGGCGUGGGUGUGUAAAGUUAUAAUAUGCCGUGUGAAACAAAUAUUAUGUAGUGUUAUAAAGUCUGUGUGGGUGAUCCCCAUGGAAGUGUAGUUCACCUGUUCAAAAGUGGUUCAACAUUAGGACACAGUGCAGGGUCUAAGGUCUGUGUCCAGCAUGUUUCCAGGUGGGAAGAAUCUUGGUGAGAGGUGAUGAUGGUUUAGGAAAUAGGUGGGUUUCUGUGACAAAAUUCCAUCCUUUCAGUUGUUUCUGCUAGUCUUCAGGAGUAGUCACUACAGUUGUGGAUCCAUUGCACCAUUCUGGUGGUAUUUGAUGGUUCAUUACGAGCUUUGUAACAUGGAUGAAAUCCCAACAGAUAUUUCUGGUAGCUGCUUAAGCCUUCUCAUGGUGGACAUAGGGGUUAGCCUUGUAGAAAUGGAAACAAACUGUUACGUUUCUGGGAAUAUCAUGGGGUUGGCCUUUGGGACCUUGUAAGCCCAGUCCAUGAGCCAAUGUGUGUCUGGAAGAAAAGAACCUAGGUAUUGGGGAAGGGCAUCAGUUGUUGCAUGCUCUGGGAUGCUCCUUACACUGAAGUUGUUGUGCCGUGUGCAAUCCUUUGCAUCAGCUACACUCUCCAGCAAGCAUUUGUGAUCUUUCUCUAGUGAUGUUAGAUUGUCCACCACCUAGUUGUGCGCUUCGCAGAGUUUCUGCCAUGGUCUACAACAUAUCAAAUGUCACGGUGGAGGUCCACCGUAAUGAUGGAAAAAUUAGAAAAGAUUCACCUGAUGUUGCAAUAUCUCCGGGGGGGGACUCCAGGCUGAAGAGAGAUGAGCGAGGAUCUCCAAUUCAGGUGCAAUUUCCAAGGCAGGUGAUUGGGGUUUCUGCAUAGCCGUCAUCUUGUGUGUUGCGAGACCUUUCUUUCCUGGUGAGUCCCAAUGUUCGGGGAGUUGCAGGUGCCUUAUGGUUUUUGUGGGGAUGCUAUCUGGCAGUAAGUAGUGUAAGGUUUGUUGUUGAACCAGUAAAUUAUGUGAUGGCCUCUGGAAAGUCGCUUAUGCCUUAGGUAAACAGAGCUUGAACUUCACUAUUAUUAUUAUACUUGGCAUCUAUAUAUACUUUACAUGCGUCUUGCUCGGAGCAGCUCCAGGACAUUCCCCCCUCCAUCAGGUUUUUUUGUGAGCAGGCCUUUAUUUUUACUUUGUACAAGUGUCCUUUUUUGAAGAUGAACUAUAAGAAUGAAUCCUGUAAAACAAAACAAAAAUCCUUUAUUUGGUUUUAAACCGUCCACCCACACUUGGUAGUUAGGUGAUUUUCAUUUAGUGUGUUUUUUUUUUUUUAUUAAAUAAUUCUUUAUUUUUGAUGUGCAUUUUGAUAUUGGAAAUAAUGUCAGUGUUUUGAGGAAACAUCAAUCAGUGAAUGUGUACAUAUGAACAGCAAUUUAUUUUUUACAUGAAAACAAAAGAAACCGUGCUAGUCUGCAUCCGAUAGGUGAGCAGGAGUGCCAUGUGGGUCAGCAUUAUCAUAAGCGUCGAUUGGAGUAAUCAGACUCUGCCUCACCUUCACUAACCGCAACGAGAUCCAUGAAGCCAGCAGGGUCCUCCACAUGGUCUUUGGUAGUUUCACUGUUGAUUAGAGGUACGCAGAGACCCCUUGCUCUUUCUACAGUGCGAGUCGGGAAAGCCUCAAAUAUAGCAUUCGGCUUCUGGAGUGUUGUCUCAUGUGGUGCCGAGACAGCAGGCCUGCUCGUCUUCACCUCCAGGGUAGGUGCAGAGUGCCUCCGGUGGGGCAUAUAUUGCAGAUCGAGCAGAUGUUCUCUCUGGACCAGGAUGACCCUCGCUGGUCCAGAGGAUGGGGGUAGAGUCUUGAGUUGCCAGUCAUCAGUGGCAGCGGGAGAGCGGCCGCCUCCCCCACACUGACCAUGGUUGUAGGCUGCAGGGUAUAUUCAGGUUUGUCAGCUCAAGUGGUAUCCCCAUGGUCACCACGGUGACCCAGUUUGCCUAAGAGCCACAAUAUAUUGAAGUGCCUUUUAUCAGCAGAUUUUUGGCAAAUUAAACAUAAAAUUCAGGAGCUUCUGCGACUUGCAUCUGACCCAUUCAGCAGCCAGGCCCCGCCCCUCCGCUGUUUGGUGAUAUGGGGCUUUGGGAAUCUUUGCCAAAACAUUUACGUUAGGGUCUCACUUACCAUGGGAGACUUUUUUUUUUUUUUUGUGGUGCUUAAAUAACUUACAACACACAUUAAACAAAUCACUGCAAUAGGUAGGCUAACCAUCUCACACAGCUAGUGGGGCCUUACGACUAGUGCCCUAGGCAAACUGUUUUUCUCUCUCUCUAAAAAAAAAUUAUAAAUCUCCAAUGCCCUCUAGUAGUAAUCAAAUAGCACUGCAGGUUCUAUGCCUUCCUGUUGAGAAAUUCUACCUUUGGAAUUUAAUUUUUUUUUCGUGCAAAGUAAAACAUUAGGUUUUUGUAAAUCAGGCUUAGGAAGUCAAUACUUUUAUGCAAAGCAAACCACAUAAUGCUCAAAUAGGAACACUUGUUUUGGGAGUAUAGGCUUAAAGCAAAAUUAUUUUAGAGAAGAAUCACAAGACAACAAAUUGAAAAUGGAACAUGAAACAUUUAACCCAAAAAAGUCAUGGCUCGACUCUUGCUUUUUUUUUUUUUAUCCACUACAAUGCACUGUUUAGUAGAUAAACCCAUGUCACCAUGUCCCAUUGCUAGCCUCUUCUUUAAUGCGUAAAGAAAAUGGACUACAGUGAAGUAAUUUGUACAUGAAAGUAAUGGCUUAUGUUCUCAUUGAUUUGCUAGUAUGUGAUUUUACCAUGUGCAAGUUGAAGCUCAUUCUUCCAAUAUUUUCAAUCCUCAGGUGCGACUUCCAAUGAUGGAAGGGGGAGCAGUGUUGCGUUCUGUACAAAUUAAUGACGCAGGAGUAUACACCUGCUUGGGUACUGAAAAUGGCUUCAGACGCUCACGUGGCAAAAUAAGGCUCAACAUCUUGCCCAGGGACAUGCUGGAAAAACUGACCAUGCUGCCCACCCAGAUUCCGCUGCCACUACAAUGCCCACCGCCACGCAGACAAAGACCACGACCAGUAACCCCUCAAUCGGACAGAAAUUGACAGUAUUCUAUCCAUGCCAAGCAAACAGCAAGAGCUGGUCAGCAGAAACUCCAUUCAACAGGAGACUACCCAGCUCACUCUCAGAAAAUACUGGCAAGAAAGUGGUUGAGCAGUGUGUUGCAGUGAAAGAUAAAUAGGUUUAGUGCAGGGAUAGGCAUCCUAUGGCUCUCUGGCUGUUGAUGAUCUGCAACAACUGGGACUGACAGGAUCAUGGGAGUUCAUUAACCUCUAGAGAGCCACACAUGGCCUAUCCGUGGGAUUAGUAAGACAUUCCAGAGCAGUAAUGGUUUAGAGGACUGUAUGUGUGUAUAGAGAGGGUGUGUAUAGUAUUUAACACAAAACACUGGAUGGCAUCUCAUAUACCCACUCAUACAGGAGCAGCCCUUCUCAAAAAACGCUCAACCCCAAUGUGGAAGUUUUUUGUUUUUGUGUGUUUUUGCAUUCUACUCCAGCAGUUUGUUAUGGGGUAGUGAUUAUUUAAGGUGUACCUGCACAAGGAGACGGCACAGAAAUGGGAGGCAGAUACGCUUCAAUUGCUAUGAAUGAUUAACUGUGGACAUUUAAUUUUUGGCACACUUGUAAUUUUUUUUUUUCUAGUAAUAU